Podarcis lilfordi (Lilford's wall lizard) is the source of this 87667-nucleotide messenger RNA. The record is from the annotation of a GenBank genome assembly. NCBI's taxonomy places the organism in Eukaryota, Metazoa, Chordata, Lepidosauria, Squamata, Lacertidae.
GCUACAGUAGUCACAUGCCACAGCAAGUGUCAGACUGGGCAAAAAUCACAGUAGCCCUUCAGUUGCAUGUAACCUGAACAUAAGCAAGUUAGGAGGUGAUGGCAGGUAAGAUUUUAGUUGCCUAUAGUCCAAAUAGCUGCCAUAUUGGUAGCCUGUUAUUCAAAAGUGGCUCUGAUUGAUUGAAUUAUUCGUAUUAAUAGAAGUUUUGACAAAUGAGGUGACCUGAUUACUGAAAGGUUGCUAACGUAGGGCUGACUACAUUUUUCAAAUAAUAAAAGAUUCAAAACUGGGUGUUUUGGAAACACGAUUUCUGCUUUUUUUCUUUUCUUUUUUUUGGAGUACAGUGGUACCUUGGGUUACAGACGCUUCAGGUUACAAACUCCGCUAACCCAGAAAUACUACCUCGAGUUAAGAACUUUGCUUCAGGAUGAGAACAGAAAUCGUGCAGCAGCGGUGCGGCAGCAGCGGGAGGCCCCAUUAGCUAAAGUGGUGCUUCAGGUUAAGAACAGUUUCAGGUUAAGAACAGACCUCCAGAACGAAUUAAGUACUUAACCCGAGGUACCACUGUAGUUGACAUAUUUUAAGAUGAAGAAACUCAUAGCAAGUGUUGUUUCUUUACAUGCCCUAUUGCUCCCAAAGAAGUGAGUGAUAUACAUGGUUUGUGGGAUUUUCUAGUUUCUAUUUUGUGGUGGCAGUGGGGCUUGGUUUGUUCGGUGGUUGUCUUAAGGUACAAUCUGCAGCAAUUCCUUUUGGGGGGCUUAAAUGAUCAUUAACAAAUCCAGACAAGGCUGUUGUGGUAAAGGCAAUACAAAAGCUGCAGCCUGAGGGAAGAUUGAAGGGCUCUUCUCUGCAAUAAGAGAGUCUUUAGAAUUCACACUGCCCCUUUUGUAAAGCUUAGCAGGGUGCUGUACUAAUAAAAAGCCCCUGGCUUCUGAUGUCACUUCCUUUUGCUGUGUGAAAAACUUUCCCAUGAUGGGAGAUGCUGGCUUUGCAGUUGCAUGUAGGCUUUCUGCUGAAAUUUGCUUCUGCUCAGGUUCAUACCAUCCCUCCCCACCCCCACUAAAGACUUAUUUUGAUUUAAUUUAAAAACCAAACAUACACAAAAGGACUUUUCUCAGAACACAUUCAGGUCCAGUUUAUUGAGCAAUCUAUACAAAUGGUGUUGAAACACAUGAAGGGGGGUGUUUUAUUGGGGAUCCAGUUGCCCCUUUCCAUUGGCUUCACAUCUUCUGAAGAAGCAAGGUUGAUGAAGGGAUGUAUAUAAUCCUUUUCUAGGUAGUGGUUGCUGUUGCGGUACUUGUCUUAUUUGGGGGGAAUAUGUGUCUUGAUAAAUGACAUCCUUCAAAGAUGUGGCCUCUGUAUGAUUGCCAGAUGUUGUAGGACAGUUCUGCCCUAUUUUAAUCUGAGUUUCUGAGAGCUAUCCUGAUACCAUUUACAUUCUUCCUUGGUUCAUUUCCUUAAUUAAGAUGGCCCCAGACCUUGGUGAAGUGUGAGGCACAGUCAGUGGAAAGUGCUUGACUUGUAUUAUUUACCCCCCACCCCAAUUUGUAUACUGCUUCAUCACAGUCAUAGCUAAACACUGUACAAAAGACCCAAUAUGAUAAGACUGAAAAUGACUAAAAACUAUAAAAUCAGAAUUCAAUUAAAAAGCCUGCUGGAAUAUUUUUUAAAAAGUAUUCUUGUCCAACAAAUUGGGCCAACAAGUAAGAAUGCAUUGCUCCUUAUACAUCUGAACAGCGAGGAGCCAUUAACAUUGACUUCCCCAAAGACCUCUAUGAUCAAGCAGGGAUCAGUCAGUCCCUGAUUUUGUUAACAUACCCAUUUACCUGUCACACUCGUUUGAUUUCUCUUCAUCCCAAAUCAGGGCUGAUAAUCCUGAGAAUUGGUUUUUUGGGGGAUUUCAGAGAUGCAGUUGUCCUCUUGCCUUGCUUGUCAUCAUCUUUGGGCCAUAAAUGGAACAUUCCCACUGAACAUACAGCUUCAUAUUCAGGGUUUCUCUGCCCUUCUUAAGGUCAUCCAGAAUGCUAGGGUAGGUGUACCUCAUAUUCCUUGUGUGGUGAACUUUCCUGAUUCUCUGACAUGGUGGACAGAAGACAUUGUAGUGGGCAGAAGGGGCAGAGGUACCUCUUAACGUUCCACAAACACUAGCUUUCAAAAAGGUACUUCUAGCAUAACCAGAUAAAUAUAAUACAAAGCCACCUUUUUAGAUGAACAUAUCUGGGUAUACUAGUUAUCCUUCCCACCUAGAUUUAGGUAUUGGAUGCUGACUGCAGAUCACCAUAUCUACUAGGCAACAUAUCUUUGUAGUUUAGCUUUAUAACCAACAUCAGGAGCUGGUAAUAGGAACAUGGAAUUAAAAAUUAGCAGUUGAAUGUUUCUUGCCCAGGCAAGCCUUAUACCAAACUCUCUUCCUAGCUGAAAGUAUUUUGUUUAUGACACCCCUAAAUUGAAAAUGAGGAAAACCUAUGAAUGCUAACCGAUCCCUCUCCCCUUCCCUCUUCCCUCAGUUGUUGUUGUUAUUUCAGUUUGCUGCUGCUGUGUUUGUUUUGGUAUAAACUAAAACCAGAUCUCAAUGAAAUAUAAAAAAAACCCAACUCAUUCAGUCUCAUUCAGUCAGCUUCUGAGGCGACCACUAAUGACCUGAGGUGACUCUGCUUUUGUUUUUCAAGUAUUUUAAAUUGUAAACAGCCUUAGGUGCCUUGGCAGAAAGGUGGCAUAUAAAUGCAGUCUAUCAGCAAAAAUAAUUUUGACUUGAUCUGUUUAGGAGUUUUUGGAGGGCAGGGUGUGUGGCUAGGAUGGUAAAAGCAUGACCAGUUUUUUGUUUGUGUAAUUCUUCAGGCGGCAUCUAAAUGCGAUUGUUUGUGGGAGCUUACAGGAUUUGGAAGAGUUUUGUUCCCUGUUUGUUUAAUUCAUCCUAUUUCAUCCACCUCUAAAUGUGCUAUACUGUGUGGAAUUGUGAUAACAUCACUUAGACUUUCGCUUGCUUGAAAUAUCCAGGUGUCACUUUCUACAACAAACAACAAAAUUUUAGUCCUCGUGGUCAUGAAUAAAAGUUCUGAAAAGGUACGCUUAAGAAGUUAUGCCACUUUAAAAGUUCAGAAGGUAGGGGAGGGGAAGCAAGACUGGGCAUUGAUGGGAAGUGAUAAUGUGCAGCUUUCUUGGUCAUUGCUCCUUGCACUUGUCUCAUAAGAAAAGUCUUUCCUUUGCCUUUGACCUCUUACACCCACUCACCCACCCUGCGCCUUAGCGAAACCAACUUAGCUCUGCAAACCCUCCCUGGCAAUGUAAACUAAAUGUACUCAUGCGUUAGAAUUUGUGCCAGUUCAUGCUAUUUCUUUCAUCACACAGGUAAAUCGUUGGCUGCAUGUGUGAUGCUUAGUGAGUUUGAUACUGAAAUCUCCCCUUGAAUGACUGCCACACACCCUUGUAGUACUACAGAUUGCUUGCUAGGGUGAGAACUUAGCAGAAACAGUAGUGGAAGCCUUGAGCUACAAGACGCCUUUUGAAAAAAGAAACAAGACGUCCUUGGCUAGUACAAGCUGGAGGGGAAAAUGUAAUUGUUUGUCCUUGGAAGCCUUAUAUUGCGUGUGCGUUGCAUAGAUGAAUCUGUACAGGCUUCCCCUCUCCAUUGUAACCAUAAAUUUGACAUAAUUCAUCCUAUUUUUCUUCCAAGUGUGCAGACUCCCUAUCCUCCUUGAGUCCGCUGAAGAGUUAAUCCAGCUUGUGAAUUGUACUGCUCUAUUUCAUCUGUCUUAUUGUGAAAGCACCUAUAUCCUCCUACCAGUUUUCUGAAAUCUGCCCAUCCUCCAUGCCAAAUUAGUUUCUUGCUUUCACCAGGCAUGAAGAAAGCAUCCAGUUUAUUGCAGAUAGCACUGAAUUACAUGGUAGCUUACAUCAGAUUUACCCCCGUGGCCCUUUGCUCUGGUUGACCUACUUCAAAAGGUCUUGAGCUCUUGGAGACUGGCACUUCAGUUUCUGCCUAGAAAUCAAGCUGGGCUGCUGAAGCAGGAAUGUUUUUUUCUUAGGAGAAUGAGUCAAAUUGUGCCUGUUCUCUUUCCCCAUGUGGUGGUUUAAGACUGCACAUUUUAUGUAGGAAGUGUGCAGAGGUGAUGUUACAACUAUGCCUAAUCUGAAGUGCCCUCUGUUUUUGUUUUCUCUGGUCUGGAUAAUGAACAACUAACAACUAAACCUGGACAAGAUGUUAUGAUUCAUGGCGCUCUUUCCUGUGGCCCUAGGGCAUCCUGGGAAACCUGUGGCCCUCCAAAUGUUGUUGGACUCCAACCCCCAUCAACCUUGACCUUUGGCCAUGCUGGCUGGAACUGAUGGAAUCCAACACCUGGAGGUUUCCAAUCUCAGCCCUAGUGGGUUUCCAUGUUACAGCAUUUGCAGUUGUGUAUCAGGUCCACCAGCUGAAAGAUUACGAUGCUUGGCAGGCUGUGUAGUGAAACAUGAGGCUAUGGCAGAUGUGCCGAAACCGAACCACUCCCUAGAUCAGUGGCAGGCAGACUUCAGGCUUAUGGGAUGUACUUUGGUUGGGUUUUGUUUGUUUGCUUGUUUGUUUACCAGAAUCCCAAAAUCACCAGCUCGAGUCAGGUGCUUUAGUGGCUUGUGGUGAGAUAGGGACAUAUUCCUAUAAUUAAGGAACAGGAUGUCUUUGAGCAGAAAUUUGUUUUCAUAGGUUAAAUGAGCUCACAGUCCUAUCACCCAAAACCCCACUCCUGGUAUUACUCCUAAACUUUCUUCAGCAGCCUAAAUUAGCAGGAGAGGGGUGGCUUUUUGUUGUUGCCACUUAAACAGUUGAGAGUCAGAGUUCUUGCUGACCUACUGCAGAUCACUCCAGAUCUACCAGUAGAUCCUGAGCUACUUACUGCCCACCCCUGCCCUAGAGCAAUCCUCAAAUAUUUUGAAGUGGGACCCACCCAUACACUUACUGAACCUUAUGGGACUCACUUGUAAAUUAACAUGACCUUUGGGUCUUCCCUUCCCAUUCUACCACAGAAAAGUCAAGAUUAUCAUACGAAUAGUUAACACAAUAUUCUUGUUUUCCCUGUUUAAUGUUAAUAUAGCUGUGUGCACGUGCAGAUAUACAAAUAGAUAUACAGCUGGAGGAGGCAUAAAUGACAUGGACUUCUCGUCCCCAAAUAUAUGUCUGCUCCCCACCACAUUGCAGUGGUCACUCUGAACUGUACAUACACAUAGCUCGUUCUGGGAAUUAAGGACAAGUUAAACUUCUGUUCCAAAAUAAACACAUGUAUUUGAUUCCACCUCAGUCUUUCCAUAUAGUUGUUGUUUAGUCGUUUAGUCAUGUCCGACUCUUUGUGACCCCAUGGACCAAAGCAUGCCAGGCACUCCUGUCUUUCCAUAUAGUACAUAACAGCCUGCUGGAUCAGGCCAAUGGCCCAUCUAGUCCAGCAUCCUGUUCUCACAGAUGCCUGUGGGAAAGUUGUAAGCAGGAUUCGAGGCCGAGAGCACUCUCUCAUCGGGUGAGUUUUCAGUAACUGGUAUUCAGAAGCAUGGCAGCCUCUGACCAUUGGAGACGGAGCACAAUCAUCAUGGCUAGUAGCCAUUGAUAAAGUUAACCAGAAGACUUUGCAUAUAGAAGCAGCCCAGUCCUUUGACACUAUGUGCUGUUCUGAUUCUGGUGCUCUUCUAGACUAUUUCUCCUUUGGCAAAGAGCACCCCGCUCCCGUCAUACCUGUUCGGAGCAGCUUUCCGUUCUCCUCUUGGAACUGCCAGGUUCGAAUGCGGCAUUCUGGAGUGCUUUGUGCCAGCUGCUGCUGCUGCAGCGCUUAUAAGGUACUGCCUAAGGCAGAGCUAAAUAUUCUGGGGGCAUAGUUGAGAUCUCAGUGGUUCAAGCUCCAUAUGGCUCAAAGGGAUUAGUCAAGACUGGUCUCAGGGAUUAACUGGGAGGGGGAAGGGGAGCGGGCAUGUGGAAGGAGGGGAAAGUUGCUGAGACAUUAGAGAGAUUUAGAAAUCUUGGUUUAGGAGCCACAUUGAAGCAAAUCUGGUAAAAGAGCCAUACAUGGCAGGAAAGGAAAUCUCUGGAGGUGAAAGGGAAGCAAACUACAGCAUAGCACCUUGUUUCUAAGCUGCAUCCCAAGUGAACAUUUCUGCCAGGAAAUACUUGCACAAUUGUUUCUUAAUUACAGAAUAUGAAAAAAAGAGAGUGAGGCACACUGAUAGGAAUGAUAUCCAGCACUAGUGUAGCCCAUUGCAAAUGCUUCUCUUCUAAUGCCUUUCUAAACAUUGUCAUUUUUUGGCUGGUGUACUGUUUUCCAAAUUCCUGAUACAUGGGGCACAAUGUUAUUUUCUGGAUUAAAAUUGGAGGCAUACUACUCGAUUCGACUAAAAAUAAAUGUAUGCAUGUGUGUGUGCAUGCGCGUAUAUAUACACACACACACACACACACACACACACACACACACCCCAACAAUAGACAGGCAUUAUCUUUCAUCUAAGGGAUAGCCAAUUCAUUUUACCUUCUGGGGUCACCCAGUUCCUUUCACCAGUUAGUCGGGACUCUGGAUGGGACCAUACUUCAUGGGCAGCAGUGAUUCUUAAGGGAUUUUCCCCAUACCUCUCACCUCUAGGCCAAAUUGCUUCCAAAAAUAAAAAUCCUGAUGCAUGUUACUCCUUCCCACAGAAUAUGAUCACUGCCCCAUAUAUUGUGAGUGGGAAGGAAAUGGUUGGUGCACAGACCCUACCUGCGCUGAGGGAUAUAGAGUGUUGAGAACAUCUAAGACCCCUGACUUAUAUAAACCCCUGUAUAUAUUUCCAUGGCACACCUUGGGAGAAUAACUGUGCCAGUGACUUUGUGAGGGGUUCCUGUUCCACCAUUUCCCACCUAUCCUUUUCUUGUAUUUUGAGGGGCUUCUCAAUUUUCAACCAAACAUAAACCCAUUUCAUAAUCUUGCUCAGUUUUUGUUCUUAUUCCUGUAAGAUUCCUUUCUUCAUUCUUUCUUUUACUGAAAACAUAGUAGAGUCACUGAGAGCUUUCUAGGAAUGGAACCGAUAAUAAAAGUGCACUCCCUUGGCGAUUAUGAAACUCACAAAUUCUUUCACUCUUAAUUUGUGAAGAUUACAAUAUUUGUGAAGAACCAAGAUGAUCUUGGUUUCAAGAAGCUUUCCUUCCUCUUUUAGGAAGCUAUUCAAACUCACCUCUUAAAUGAAUGUAAAUCCCCCUUUGCUCUUUAAAUUAAAGAAGAAGAGUGAGUUUCAUAAUAUCUCAUUGUCUCCAAAGAUCCUCUCAGAUCUCUGCACAGCAGUGGGCCUUUUCUGAAACGUACAACCACAAAAUCCCAUGCACCACUUCUAAGGCAGUAGGACCUUUUAAAGUGUGUGGUGUGAAGAACUAAGGCACAGGACCACCAAAGAAAGAGCUCAAUCUGCCAUUCUGAAAGAGAUUCCUUUGCCCUUAGUUCACUUGCAGCACUUCUAAAACAAGUUCUUUUGUUGUUUGCCCUUUCUUGCCCGGUCCUGACUAGUCCCACAAAUGACCAUCUGGUACACCUCAUGACUUAACCUUAGCACCGACUCAAAGGAUUUGUUCCAUGUCCUGGAUAGAAAUAGAAAACGCUGGCCUUUGGUGGGUGAAGGAUUUGAUCGUACUGCAAUCAUGCUGCCCUUAUAGGACAGUUCUGCUGUGUGUCACAGCCAGUCCUGCUUAUAACUCUUCCUCCUCAGUCAUGUUCUCCUUACAGAUUUAAAGCAAGGAUGCAGCAUCAAGUUGUGUCAAAGCUUUCUACUCAUUUUGUAGUCUGAAAGCAAGUGAAGCCAGGAGUUCAUGAAGUCAUUCAGUUAGGCACUCAGCACCCCAGUUAACUGUCAAGAACCACAUUGCCACAGCCAUAAAAGCUGACUCUGCAGUGAGGUAUGGAUUUACAUCCCUUGGUCUUUUUGUGCACAUAGUGCUGUAUCCCAGUGGACUUUGAAAAAUGUGGAGUAUUGCUGGUCUAAGAAAGACACGAGCAAAUACAGAGAUGUUCUUUCCUUUCCAAAAGAGCAAAAUAGGGAAUGCAUAGGUAAGUUUUUGAAGGAGGUUCAUUCCUUGGAUUCAGAAUAUCAUGCCCUGUAAAGCUCUUUCUUGGUGGGUGCACUAACAAAAGAUUUUCAUAAGUUUCUGCUGUUUUGCAUGGUUUGUUUGUAAACACUGCUGACAUACAUAGAAGGAUCCUGGGAAGUUCUUCUAAAUAUUUUUGUGUCUCCACCUCUAAUAUGAGGUGGGCAACCCCAGAUCUGAGCCUGUGACUUCCGAGGUAAAAUGUGACGGACCCCAUGAGGAGGCUGCCAGAAAACACAUCUGUGUAGGAGAACUUGGUGUGUUGCUUGUGACAUUUGUGUGGUGCUCCGUGAAUGUUAGAUGGACAAGUAUUGAAACUUGUCACUGUAGUAUCUAUCUACACAAUAAACAGUUUGCAAUAUGGUGGCCACUUGUACAUCAUCAAAAAAGGGACAAAAUACUAUACAGUACAUAUUUGCAUAAAAUUUGCUUAUGCUGAUUCAUGUGUAUAGAUGCAGAUUUAGAAAUAAUUACUAUAAAUACAAUGCAUCUUGCCAUAUUAGGAAAGACUUACGACCAGGUGACCAGUGCAACUUCAAAGUGUCUCCUUUCCCUUCUUACGAUCUUGAUCCUUAAAACAGACUUGGAAUGGACAGCCUUUCAUAUAGAGGGCUAUCCUCUAUAAAGUGGGAUGUUUAUGAUGACCUUAGCUUACCAAUAUUUAUGGGUACUACAGAGGGAAGAAGAAUUGUCACAAAAUGGCCUCCCAUCGUACUGACGGAUUACAUUCAGUCAGCUUACACUCACUAUCUGGUAUUACCUUUGACUUCUAUGUGCUGCCAGCUACUACCAUAUUUUAGUGGCCUUGAUGUGGAAACUUUAAAAGUUUGAAUUGGCCCUUAGAUUGUCAAGAGAUGUUUUCAGCCAAUGAGAGAACUUUAUCAUUCAUUUGGCUUUUCUGUAAGCUUCAUCUAGAACUUGCAUUGAUAGACACAGUCCUCCGAAUACUCUUCAUUUAUUUUAAGUGUUGCCAUACCAGAUGAGGAGGAGAAAAAGACACACGUUGUGACCACCAUUUUUCGGGGGGCUGAGGGAACUUUUAGAGAAAGGAAGAAUAAUAGGAAACAGCUGAGAGCUGCCAGCAGUUAAUGCAGUGGCCAUGUUGACCCUUUUCACCUCAAUUUAAGGCCUUUCCCUCUUGUUGGUGUAUUUAAUACUUAUCAGCUGUGUUUUGUAGACUAUAUUACAAAACCACUUGCUAAAAAUGGUAAUUUUGCGUUAGCUUGACACACGUUUUUGUUCGAGGACAGGGAGAUCCCCCCUCCUCUUAAAGAAGGGGUAGCGGGGAGAGAGCUUUUGUAGAAAAUGUACUCUUCACAGAUCAGUAGGCAAGCCAAUUAUGGGUCUUUCUGAAAGCAUGCUCACCAGUGUGCCUGAGAGGGGAUUUAUUUAAACAUGGAGAGGCUGGAGGGGGAAGGGGGCGGAUUGGGGGAGACGUGUUACUGCUUCUCUAGGUAUACAAUGCCUAUUUGAAUAUCUGUGAAAGGUUACAGCAGCAUUUGAGAAAAGGGUUUUUAUAUUAUUGCGUGAAGAUGGUGGCCAUGUAGCUGUCAGCUUUUUGUCUAAAUGAAAUGGGCAUCUUGUCAGGGGCAGGCAGAUGGUGCUCACCUGCUCUUGGGCGAGCUCUCCAGCAGUCACCAUAUAACAGACAGCUGCUAGCAGUAAAAUAGGCUUAAGCAAAUGUGAUAUUUUGGCAUUCAAGUGCAAUAAGAAUGAGUGAAAGUCUUUAGUAUAUGUAUUCCCCUUCAUCCCCCCCCCCUUUUUUUUAAUCUGGGAAACAGUAUAUAAAGUACUCACCCCUUGGCAGAAUAUUUCACGUUUUCUAUUUUUUUGUUAACAUGCUGGUAUACUUCCAGAAUAGGGACCCCCCCAAUUAUAUAUUUUUCUCUUCAUUUUUAUGCACCCCACCCUUCCAGAACCUAGCUGACCAAGAUUUCUUCCCCUCAUCCAGCCACCAGGCAAUCACACCUAACUGAAAAGUCAGAGGAAAUAGCUGGCUAAAUACAAAGACAGCAAAACAUAUCACUGAAGCUUACGUUUCUAAACCUAAUUCAUAUUUUUCAUCUCCCGCCCUUCUCAGCUUUUCCCAAAAGAAUUCCCCUUUCAGGAUGAUAGGGUUUAUUUUUAAUGCUGACAAUUCCUCAUGCUGCAGCUUCUGUAGUGCCGUUCCUAGUUUCCACUCAGCAUGUCUCUCACACCCCUUGUUCUACCCUGAGGACAUAGAACACAGCAUAAUUUAUCAAAGCAACUUGGGGCAUUCCAUUAUGUGACAAUUUUAGAAGUUUAGGUGAGCAAAUAGGACUUUUUCUAUUGAGCUCCCCUUAUGUGGCAUGGGUCAUACUGGAGUGAGCUCAUCCAAAGUUUUGGAUAAUCAAGAAUUCAUAGGAAUUGGUGUGUGAGAGAGGCAGCUAUCUGCCUGAAAGACACCAAAUGUCAGCCCCCUGCCUAAAUUCAAAGAAGUGAAUGGAGGAUACAACCAGCCCAGCCCUUGCCAAGCAAUAAGCAGAAACAACAGACACUCCAUAAUACUUCCUUCACAAAGGGCGGUGGAGCAGCAGCAGAAGGUACUGAGUACCGGUCACUACAAUCAGAAAUUGUGUGUGUAUGUGUGUGUGUGUGUGUGUGAGAGAGAGAGAGAGAGAGAGAGAGAGAGAGAUGCACACUUAUGUAUGUAUGCAUGUAUGGGUAUUGAGAGGGGAUAUUGUAAACAAUAGGGGCAAAUGACCAUAAAAUGCAAGAGGUAUAGUCUUUGGCAAAGCUUAAAUAUGUACAAGGUAAGUACAGUAACCAUUAACAGCAGCAGCAACAACAACAACAACGCCCAUCUGGCUGGGUUUCCCAGUGCCAAUUAUUGGUGAACGGCUAUACUGUGUUUAUUUUGUAUAUAUUUAAACAAGACAUAAGAAUUGUCAUCUGCUGCAUUUCACAACCAUUUAGACCAAAUAUUUACAUUUUUCUUUCUAUAUACAUGUGUGCGUACAAUAUGCACUUAUCAACUGAAGAAAGCACGCCAUCCAUCCAGUCAAGUGAAUAUUAUAUUGUUAGUUUGCUCCUGCAAAGCUGCAAAUACUUUUAUGCCUUUUAAUGACUAGCAUGGUCAACCUUUAAUAGCUGAAUUGUGACUGUAGGAUAUGUUGAGACAGUAAUGCUCUUAGAGCAUGCCUUUCCCAACAAAGCUUGGUUCGGGGUUUGGGACAGGUACAGAUUCUUCACAGCCUCUGUGCAGUCCUGCAAAUGCAAAUUCAGGCUGCGAAUUGGAACCUUUCGGAGGGCUGGUGAAGGCAUAUUCAAUGCAUCCUUCUUGAUUUUAAUACCUUCAGUUGGGGCCACUUUGCGUUGCUUUUAAAGCCUUGUAUGCUAUGUAUUCUCCAUAAGGGAAUCAGCCUCCCUUUUUCUAUGGUUGCCUCCCAAUGCCCAGUUGAGUGUAUUGCCCAUUUGUGUUUAACUUUGUGUUGAGUUGGCUGUUUUGUUGUUUUCUUUUCUUCAGAGGAGUGGUAUUUUACACACCCCCUUAUUUAUAUUGUUUCGAAUAUCGGGGGGCGGUGGAUUUUGAAGAGCUUCAUCAUCUAGAUUCCUCUUAUGAUGCCUUUUAUCUUUAAACAUAAAGAGAGAUGAAAUGCAAGUACAUGUGUGUGUCCAGACGGGAGGUAUACUGAUCAGCCAUGUGGCAGAGUGACCCUUGGUAAUUGCAACAUGGUGGUUAUAGCACAUGAAGUGAGAAGUGUUGCAGCGAGUAAACACCCAUCUGUUUUAAUACUCACAACUUUGCAGAAACUCUGGCAAUUUACCUCUCCCAACAGCUUUGUUGCCUCGCUUUUUUCUUUUGUUUUAAAAACUCUGAAGAUUGAGCUGUAAGCUUUUUCUUUAAAGCGUGUGUAAGUAACAGAAGAUACAGGCCCAGAGGGAGCCAGUACAGCAGUAAAAUGAGGCAUAAUUUCUCUCUUGGAGUAGCAUGGGAGUGAAGCUAUAGUGUAGGGUGUGAAGAAAUAUUGAUGGUGUCAAUUGUCAUGCCAAUAAAACAAAACAAUAUCGCCUGAUACAUUAAUGGUAGAUUAAUUGUUCUAAAGCCAUUGCAGAAUCUAAUGAAAGUUUUAUAUAUUUAUUUUAUAUAACUUUUUUGGCAGGUGGAGCCUUUAAAUGGCUAGUAUUGAUUGUUGGAUUAGAGCCUAGUGUUUGCUGCUGGUGGAAUUACUAGAUGAAAAUUUAUAGUUAAUUAAUACCUGUGUAUGUACAUCAUUUUUAAGCCUGCUAAUUGCAUGUGCCUUUGGUGAAAACCUUUUUGAGUCCUUCUGGCAGUGUUGGGAGCUCAUAAACUUUUUAAAAUUGUUUAGAUUGGAGAUGGAUGUUGUACUGGUGGGUUGGCAUGGCUGAAAACCGUAACCCAUGCCUUGCAAGCUAGAUCGACAGAGUGAUGAUGUUUCUGCUCAUUUGCAAUUGUCCAAGGUUUGGAAGCAAAAGUAAGCCUCCUAGAUGGUUCUGGUACCGGGUGGUUGCGGUUUCCUUGGGAAUGUAGCCUUUAGGUGCUUCUAGAUGUUAGGAAAGGGGUGGGGGCAGGCCUUGGGCCCUUUUUGCCUGAGUCAGAGAAAGAGGCAGAGUGCAUCCCGCUCCUUCACCUGUGCCUACAAAUAGUUCCCUUUCCCCUGAUCCCCCUGUUCUUCUGUCUUUUUACAGGCACCUUUCAAGCCACACCAACUUCCUGCCUCUAUUGCUUUGCAAGCAGGCAAUAAUUUAUGAGGAGGCCUCUUUCUGGUUGAAUGGGAUUGGCCCUGUGGAAUAGCAGACUUCCCAAAGGGCUGUCUUCCGCCACUCAGCCUUGUACCUUCCCAUUCCUCCCCUAUAUCUCGGGUAUUUGAGCAAGGAGUGGGUGCUCCUGGAAGCCCAAGUGGGAUUGCUUUGUGAAAAAAUAAAUUUGUACUUGCCGCUCUUGCCCUAUUGCACUGCCUUGUGCUUCCUUUCUACAGAGAUUCUGUUGUCUCUGCUUCUGGACAACUUCAUCAUCUCCAAGGAGAGUUCUUUAAUAGUUAUUAUUCAACCAACACUGCUGGAGAAUUUGAACAUAUACCUGUUCGGCUUGCGUAGUACUGAUGGCCCUGGAAAGUGGAUGGUUACUGGCAUAUACUGUACUGAAAUUUGAAGUCUUUAAAACUGCAGUGUUUGGCCUUAGAGGCAUCGUGACAUGGCAGAAAUGCUCAAAUACAAGGCACUAAACGCUGAGUAUACUCUUUCUGUGCUUUAGGAAAAAGAUGCUUUGAAGCUGACAUGCUGUCGUAUGUCAUCCCACCCAUCUCCCAAGUAUUUUAUGUGUGGCUUGAUUACUGACAUACUAUUAAAUCCCUUUGUUGACAUAACACAAAAUGAGCGCACUUGUUUUCCUCUGCCAAAUGUAUACAUCUUGCGUUCUUACGCUUGGGAGCAUUAUCCAUCCAUGGAGGGUGGGGGUGGACGGGGAAGGAAACAAUCAGCUGCUGAAUAGCUUGAAUGAUCUCUAAAAACACUUCUCUACCACCAGCUUUUAUGACAAGUAGAUAAAGAUGCUAAAAGUUGUAAGGGGAGCUAAGCAGCUUAACUGAGUUGAAUUUUCUAGUCAGCUGGCUAGCAUUAUGAAUGACUGAAGAUGGCAAUAUGAAGCUGUUGCUCAUACUCCCUUUUUAGCAUACUACUGGUUUGAAAGAACACCCUGGUCAGUAUGAAAGCAAACUUUAGAAAGUUAGAAAAACUAUCUUUGGCGAGAGUAUUCUGUCUUGCCAUGUUUUUAGGGUGUAUGUCUGCAUGACCUGGUUUUUGGUAUGAUAUGUCGUGAACGUACAGGCGGUACAGUCAGCAUCUAAUUCUUUGUCAUGAUCCUGAAUAAUAUUCCACUUUCAGCUUUCAUGUGGGUGGGGGAGAGGACAGCUGAAGAGAAACGCUACAGGGGAUGCUGCUAAAGACCUAACCUGUUAUGUUUCUUAUUCCAGAACACGACAGCUCUGUUGAAUAGAGCACAUCAAAACUUAAAUUCCAUAGAAUGCAAGUUGCAGCAAAUUUCUUUGUAAUGUUUUCGAUUUUGAUGUGCUUACAUGACUUAACAAGCAAGUGGUUUCCUCAAAGCUUUCAAACACUGCAGGGCUACAAUGCCUUAAAUUUCUCUCCCCUCUUUGUGUGUGUGUACAUGCAUGCAGGCUUCCUUUUUUUCUUUUCCUGUUUUACACUUGUUCAUGUUCAUUCCCCCUUUUAAUUUGGUUGCUGUGAAGUUUUACAACCCUGCCAAGCUAUUUCCUUGGGAUAUAUUUAGACAAAGCAAGAUCAGCAGAGAGUCUCAGUAUGUUUGUACAAGGAUGUUUGUAAAUGUUAGCAAGUAACCACUGCCAGGCUUUUGAACGUGUAUGUCCAUGAGAUACCACCAAGAGCCAUUGACAAAACUGUGAAUGACUGGAGAGGUUUCCUAAUGGUGAAGAGGGAAGCCUGUGUGUGUGAAAACUGAAGCUGUCCUGGUGUAGCUGCCUUGUCAGAUUACUCUUUACAAGAGAAACAGGAAAACAGGCCUUGUAUUAGCAUGAGGUACUAUGAAAUUGUUAGCUUUUUAAACAUGUAUUGGUUAGUGUAUUUGUAACAGAAUAAAAUCAGAGCUCUAACUGACUUGAGGGACAAACCUUUGACUUGUAUCUGGAAUGGCUGCUUAGGUCUGUGACUGUCAGGGAAGGAAAAUUGUAAAUCUGAUAAAUCAUUAGAAAAUUCAAGAUGGAAUUUAUAUUCGUCAGUAAUCUUCCCCCUCAGUAAAACCUUCUUAACCCUUCCCUCAUAAGCCCCUGCAGGAAAGUUCCAGAUCAGGAAGACACACACACACACACAAAUUUACAGUGUUGGUACUGAAAAAUCCACACUGCUUUUAUUAUUUAUUCAUUUAUUAAAUUUAUCAGUCACUUUUCUGCCACGGCAACUCAAACCCCUCAUAGACUCAUAGAGUCAUCUACUCCAACUCCCUGCAGUGCAGGAAUCUUUCUCCUAACAUGGGGCUCGAAUUUAGGACCAUGAGAUUAAGAGUCUCAUGCUCUACCAACUGAGCUAUUUCAUACCGGUAAACCACAUAAACUACAGGCAUAUUACAGUAUCUUUAAGCAAAAAAGGGUGGGGCUGUAGCAACAGUCUCCCACCCGCAAUGAUGGACACACACACACACACACAUAUCAGAGGUACUAGAAAAUAAUCACACACCUCUUUUUUCUAAGCAUUAGAUCAGUGUUUCUAAAAGUUAAUGUGUGCUCAAAAGAACCACUUAGAUAAAUAUCUUGCUGGUAACAAAGGCACCGCUGUUUAUAAUCAUUUUCAACAUUUAAUAAUGUUUUGACCUGGAACAUAAGGGUGAGUGGGCGAGUGAGUAAGUGAAUGAAUGAAUGAAUGAAAGUUAUAUAUAAAAUUUAUCUGUGUAGAUGGUUCAGGUACCCCUGCCCACCCAUACUUGAAUUGUACAGAAGGCAUAACAUGAAAGAAACUGUUCCAACUGUAACUAUGAAACUUUUAACUUUUAUCAGAGCACUGGUUUUGUUAUAUGAUGUUGUGGCAGCACCAGGAGACCUACCAUCAUCCAAGAUGCAAAACUGAUCACUUGCAAUCGCCUUGUGUUACCUUGGCUGCUAACAUGCAAUGCUUGUUUUGGAGAUGCCUGUUUUGGGUACCAAAUCUGUCCCAUUCAUGUAAUGCUGGACCUUAUAGCUCAACAUAGAGAGACUAUGCCAUAAUUCUAUAAACUUCCCAAUGUAUAAUUCUAUACACUUCUAUACAUAUCAAUAUACUGGUGCUGUGGGUGGAGCUUUUGUGGUGAAAAGUUGAAUUUUUUUCUUGGAGUUUUAUGUCUGGACAGGCUGGCUGAGCAGAUGACUCUCACUGCUGAAAUUUGGUCCAAAUCCCUGUCCUUUCAAGUGCUGUUCAUAUCUGAUGCCUUAAUUUGGGAACAAUUCUUCUAACCUGGAAUAGUCUUUCCGAAGGUAUAAUUUUGAACAAAUGAAGGUGCCUUAUACAGAGUCAGAUAUCCAUCUCAUUUAGCCCAAUAAUGUCAGCUCUAAGCAGUAAUAUCUAUUGCCAGUGGCAAACUGCUUUCCAAGCCCUGCUACCUGAGAUUCAUUUAAAUAGGGACAACAGGAAUCAAACCUGGAACCACUCUGAAUGCUACGCACGUAUGCUACCCCUGAAUUAUGGCUUCUUAUACAAGUGCGUCAUAUGUAUUUGUAAAUUUAGAUGCAGUUUUGAAUGAAAACACCCUUCAUGCGCUUGGCUUCUUAAAGACUUUGGCAAAACCAAUUUCGGUCAUCUAGUUCCUCCUACAAGAGUAAAUUUCAGCAAGUGGUAGAUAGAGCAGUAUGAUUAAUUAGACUGCUAGAACAUUUAGGACUUGCAUUUCAAAUAGCUGUUCUUCAUGUUUCCAGUGUGUUUCAGAAAGAGAGGAUUAAGCUGUGUGUGUCAACAGUUGGCAGGGAAAGGGAGACUUAUGUGUAACUUAUGUGCACACUAUUCAUAAUUUAUUGUAACACAUGCUUUUAGAUGUUAGUUGGAAAGAGUGUAGCAGUCUAUUUUAAUUAUUAUAGUUACAGGCUAUUAGCACCACAUCUAAGAGUAAAGCAGUAUUGCUGUUAAUGUGGAAAUUAUUCCAAAGUACCUGAUAUUUCAUUCACAGUGUAUCCCAGCCUGUCUUAAAGGAGUUCUGAAUACUCUGUGCAAAAUUUUGUCGGGGGGGGGGUGGCAACCCUUUAUUUAUAUACAAGAUCCUUCAACUGCGUGCUCAUGAAUGCCCUUGAAGUUUGGCCACAAAGGCCCGUCAGAGACAUAAUGGCUUGGGUUUAGACAUUGUGGCCCGUGGUUGGGAACUUGCUUUGUGUUUGCACAUUUCUUCCUUCCUGUCUUUUUUAACUUCUGAAUCCAUACAAUAUGAUUCCAUGGUUUUCAUUUCUGGUUUGGAGGCCAAUCAUGGUUUGUGGGUAACUAGAGUUUGCCUUAUUUCACAUGCAAACCAUGGUUACAGCAAAGCAGGAAGAGCAGAAAAAGAGGAGGAGGGAGUGGGAACAGAGCACAUCCCUGACAGCAAAACUGGACCAAUGUUUCCAGACUUCUAACCACAGUUAAGCAAUUGGGAACUUGUUGUGAGGCUCUCCUUUCAUGUUGUCUCAACUCUUUCAUGACACCCAUAUUUUCAGCAUUAACCAUGGUGAAGCAUGACAUCUGUAAUAAGAUGAUCAUUAACAAGCAUUGCCUUUUUAUCCCAGAAUUUACAAACCAGCUUCAAACCGAACUUCUAAAUUCUAGUUAAAGCUAACCAUGGUUGACAUUAAUGUUUGUGCAGAUACAAUGUAAUGCUCUGAUUAAUGCUGAAAAUGGGAGAGUGGAACAUCCCUAACUUUAACUAUGGUUAGAAGAUCAGGAGUAUAAAAGUUUACCAGGCAUUAAGAAUGUAGUGCUAGGGCAACUUUUCAGAUCAUCUUUGGGCCUAGUGCCUGAGAUCGUUAUCAACAGGUCUAUGACUUCUACAACUAACCUGCGUAUUUGACCCUUAGAAAUAAAAUUAUAUUUUAAAAAUUAGAUUAAAACCUCCAUUUGUGGGUACAGCAAGCAGUUGGCAACAGCUUUUACUCAAUUGCUGUCCUUGCUGGGAGCCACAAAAGACCUAGAAAUUGAAAAGUAGCAGGGAUGUAGGCUUUUACUCUUGCUUUUGACUGUUUAAACGAUGGUUAUGCGUAACUGCUGCUAUAUUGCAGAUACAUACAGAGAGAGAGAGAGAGAGAGAGAGAGAGAGAGAUGUUUAUAUGCAGCAGUAUAAGUACUCAUUAGGCUUUUCAAGGAGUGAAUGUUGCAAAAAAAAGUGUUGGUAAUUUCACAAACGCAGCCCAGGCAGAAGUACGCAGGAACUAUUAACCCAACAGGGCAGUGAGAUGAAUUUUGAAAUAAAAACAAACAAACCCAUCUCCUGCUUAGAUCUGUAUGAAAUAGCCAAGAUAGUGCUUUACUCUAAAGUUAAUCGGGUUAGCAUGAGGUGUGGUAGUGUUCUAUUAUUAAAUUUAAAACCUCACUAUAUAAGAUGAAGGCAGCUUUAAUGAGAUGAAAAGGCUUAACAGGAGUCCACUUAAAUUCAGUCUUACCUGUUUGUGCAGUCUGUUUAAACCCUGACCCGUAGUGUUGUCGUUUCUUUUACGCUUUUGUAGUCUAGACUUUGGGAAGAAAACUGGGCAGAGAUAUUAUCAGUCUGACCCAGCCAUCUCUGCUGGGGAUGGGCUGUAGUAGUGUGUACCCUCAGGAUAUGUUUCUUGGACAAAAGCACCCUUUGGUAUUUUUGAAGAGCCACUUGGAUAUUAGUCAUUGCUGAGACAAAUUUAUGCUGAUGAAUCAAAACACCCUUAUCAGAUAUUUUGGACACUGUUGUCCUUCUUCCUGCUUACCUCUACUAUUGUAGGUUACUUUUAAAUGUUCCAUUUGCCUUAUGUUGACUUUUUUAACUAUUAUACCACACUGGCUCUUUGCAGUAGCAUCUAGUUUUUGCCUGGCAUGUUAUUUAAUAGACUGCUCUUCUUCCCUAUUAUUUGACAAUAAGGUCAGUGCUGAGCUUCCUUUGGAACAUUAAAAUCUGUCCCAGACAUGAAGCACAUGGCGGUGGGGUGGGGUGAGACAAAAGCCUACCAAACUUUGCUUGUCCAACCGGUCUGUGAGGUUGAGCAGAGAGACCCCAAGGGCCAAGAAUUAUGCUUGUGAUUCAAGUGGGAAUAUAUACCCAUACUUUAUGAGGUUAACUUCAAUUUUCAGCACAGUGACCCAUUAAGCUGCUUUGCUUUGUGCCACUUGUAACGGGGGAAAGAAGCAGUGGGGAUGGCAGUUUGUGAUUAUCCUGACAGGGGGAUUGAAUGAAAGGGACGUGAGUGCUGAAAUAAGCACUAUUUGCCCCUUACUGUUCAAAUAGGAGAUUGAACGAAAGACCCUUGAGCGGAGCAUUUUGAGCUAAAGGUGCAAAUUCACAGACUGUCUUAUCUAAACUGCUAAGGUACUUACUCUGGAAGCUUGUCAGCAUGUACAAAAUAGUAGGAGGUUAAACAGUCAAGAGGCAUGCUACCGCUUACACCUUCCUAGUUGUGUCAAGUCUUCUCUGGUGCGCAUCAGCGAGUUUCUUUCAUAAAAUGCAUUGCUGUUGUCAUUGCUAUUUGUCUCUUAGUUUGGAACCAAAGUGCCCAUAAUACUGCGGGCCAAGCUAAAGGUAAAGGUAAAGAGACCCCUGACCAUUUGGUCCAGUCGUGACCGACUCUGGGGUUGUGGCGCUCAUCUCGCUUUACUGGCCGAGGGAGCCGGCGUACAGCUUCCGGGUCAUGUGGCCAGCAUGACUAAGCUGCUUCUGGCGAACCAGAGCAGCUCACAGAAACACCAUUUACCUUCCUGCCAGAGUGGUACCUAUUUAUCUACUUGCACUUUGACGUGCUUUCGAACUGCUAGGUUGGCAGGAGCAGGGACCGAGCAACGGGAGCUCACCCCGUCGUGGGGAUUCGAACCGCCAACCUUCUGAUCGGCAAGUCCUAGGCUCUGUGGUUUAACCCACAGCGCCACCCCACAAUAAAACAUACUGCCAAAAAUGAUCUCAAAGUAACCAAGCCCAGGCCCCCACAUCCAACCCAUGCAGCAAUCUCCUGCAGAUAAAAAUUCUGAUAUGCAGACUGCUGUGUACCACAGAGAGAUGGCAGAACUGGCACAUGCAGAGGAGUAUGUUUGCAGAUGUAUAAGCCACUUCACAACCAACAGCUACUGAAACGGUGUACAAUAAAGGUGCGCUUGCUACAGCUUUCAUCAGGAGUGUUGCUUGUUUUUCUCCUGGUCUUGCCUCUUUCUGUACCUGUGGGUACUAAAAGAGAGACUGCAAAGCGCUAUUGUUUUUAAGAGAGCAAGAAGAACAUACCUUUAAAGAAGAGUGGAAAACAUUUAUUGAAUAUAUGGGAAAUAAUUGUAUGCAGCUGAAAAUGCUGGCAGCACUAAGAUAAAUUCAACAGAGUAAACUUUUUUUGAUGAAUGUAAAAAUGGAAAACUGAUUUGAAUGUUUAUAGUAAAAUAUGCAGGGAUGUAUGAUAUGUAAAACAAACCAUGGAAGGAGAAGAACGGAAGUCAUUGGAUAUUUUAAAGUUUGUAAAAUGUUUAUUUGGAAAUGGAAAAUGGAAAAUUUAAUUUAAAAAUUCAUUUUUAAAAAAGAGAGAAAGUACUAUUGUUUUAUUUAAGGGCUACUUAGCAGGUCCUGCCAAAUGCACACAGAUUUAUUGCAUGACAGGGUUUGCCUUAAAUGGGUGGACCAAGCCCAGAUGCCUCCUCAUUUCCAUUGCAGCCUGUUUCUCAAAAAGACUUGGAUCUGAUGCUUGAAAGAGAUGCAGAAUCGUUUUUCACACUGUGAGAUGAGAAGAAAUGCCAGUCGAUGUUGAGGGCGAAGAGAGGAGGUACAGGGAAAUUUCCUUUGGCCAGGUUAAGGAUUUGAGCUAUAGGGUAUCCAUUAUCAAUUGCGUGCUUUCCCCUCAAACCGAUUUAAAUGGGCUGCCUUAUGGGUUGAUACCUAAUGUAGCUGUCUGCAUUUCUUCACUCACAAAUAUUGUGACUGACAGCAAACAACCCCAGCUGCAGGGCGGAGGUCAAGGGUUAAAUGAGGUAGAGACUGAGCUGCUCUCCCCUGCCCCAACCAAGAAAAUAUUCCAGAACAGAACCGAAGCUGAAGAAAGCUCUCACAUUGCUGCUUCAAAUACAUUGACUAAUCCACAGCUUUUGUUUUCAGUCACAUUCUCUUGGAAGCAUGUUUGGGGAGGGGGGUGUUUGCAUGAGUAAAACAAGUUCUUAGUAUCACAUGUGUGGUUCUAGACUUGAAUUCAGACCUGUUGGUAAUAAGAGGCUUCAUAGGUAAGGAGAACCUUGUCUGCCCUCUUUUUAAUACCUGAUUCAGUUAAUGUGGUUAAGGUUGCUUUUAAGACACGGCAGAAACCGUUCAGGUUGGGCUAGGUACAGGUCUGUAAAUGCUUACCUUUCAAUAAACAGAUCACUGACCUGGGGAGCUGGCCUAAAAGGUCACAAUUGACAAAUGUAGAGUUACAUGUCUGGUACCUUAAAAAAAAAAAUCAAGCAGUUUCAGGUACCUUAAAACUGUUAGGCCUAGGUAGCCUCUGUUUAGUCUUCUCAGACGGCUUUACUGAUGGCUUAGAGUUACUACUAUUACCUAGAAGUAUUAUGUAGCUCAAUAAAAAGAUGCAUGUAGUGAAUUUACUAAACAACUUGUUUCAUUAAGUGGCUUAUUGCCUGGCAAAAUACUGCUGUUGCUUGUUUCAGACUAGACAAGAGGUAAUGAAACUGAAGACUCCAGUAAAUUAUCAAAAUAACAAGCAGGCAUCUUUCAGUGACUCUUUUUUAAAUAGAGGGACAGUUAAUCAAUCUGCUACUAGAAGCCUUUAAUCCUGUAAAUAUAUCUGGGAUAGUUUUUGCCAAACAGACCAAUUAUUUACUUAUUAAUGCUGCUCAGAAAUGUAAGACAGCUGAAGCCAUUAUUUGUGGGUUGAUUAAAUGUGACUUGGUACCAUAGGAUUACAACUAGCGUUGCCAGGUACUGUAGACCCAAACCUUGACUGGAUUUUCUGCCUUUUACAUUUCAUAGUAACAAAGAUGGCAUGAAAUUUAAACUGCACAGAUUAACCCUGAGCAUGUGAAAGUUUAAUUACAGUGCUUCAGUAAAUUGAAUCAAUCCUUGUACCUUUUGGGAAAGUAGCACAAUAAUGAACUCCACUUUACAGGUGGAUAGAGGUGAAGUGAUAUGACAAAGGUUUUGUCACAUGCUGCAGAACCAGAAAUGAAAUUUUCUGUAUUUCUACCAGUACCCAUGAUAGGCUUUGCAUUGCGCAAGUAUUCUCUUCUGCUUUAUUAAUGGAUGCUGUAUUCGUUGUUGGAUGGCAUGAAAAGCCUUCCUUUAAAAAACUUCCUUAUUGACUGCCAAUUUUUUCUUUUAACCGUUAUGUUGUAGGUUGGGGCACAUUUCCCAAACAGUAAUAUUGUUGUUAUAAAGGCUAUAUUUUUGUCUUUACCCUCUGUAGCCUGGGACCACAGAUGUAAAAUUGGGCCAUGGAUUUAACCCUGCUGUACACUUUUUGGUGGUUAGUUGUCAGGUGGGCUAUCCUACUUUGUCUAAAGUAAUUGUUACUGUCCAUAAGCGCUCUGGCCAUGCUCCUGUACACUGCAGUUCCUUUUUGAAAAGCAAGUGUAGAAACCAUGUCACUGCAGUGUAUAACUCUGUUUGCCUGGUCCUAUUUGUUACUUUCAGUCAUAUAAUCCAAAUGCUGAAUAUAUUUUUUUUAACUCAAGCUAACCCAGAAGAGUAAACACAGUUCAGAUAACUGUCGGGUUUCUUCCUGCUUUCCUGCGUAUCACUGACUCUAAUCAUUGCACCUAGGCUAAGUUUAUUGAAGGCACCAGGGAGGUUCCACAUGUGUAGCCAAGAGCAGAAUGUGGCUUGAACAACCUUUCUUCCUGGAGGUGAUACAUGAGGAGGCACACGAAUUGGAUCUGAUCUCAGGUUGAGCAAAGCAGCUGGUUAGGAGAUAAAACUCUCCCCGCCCCCCAAACCGUAAGCUGAGCACAUUUUCUUAAAGAAAGCACUGGCAUUCCAACACAAGCUCUUCCGUGCUAUAGUUUUAAAAAGUCUGUUUUCACAGUAUGACUGUAUAAUUCUUGCUUGGUCCCUGAGAACUUAUAAAAUAUGGUUAGGCUGACAUAUGAAAAGGAUGAUAUUUAAAUACCGAUCAUUUUCACAGAUGGGGCUUAAAGCUUUAUGCAUCGGAUUAGACCUCUUUUUUGACCUUUUGGUGGCUUUUGAUACCAUUGACCAUGGUUUCCUUCUGGUGUGGCUCAGGGAGGUGGGGGUUGGGGACACUGUAUUGCAGUGGGUCUGCUCCUGCCCCCAGAGUAAUUUCCAGAAAGUAGUUAUGGGAGGGGGCACUGUUCAAUGCAAAGGGCGCUUUCCUAUGGUGUCAUGCAGAGUUCCAUCUUGUACCCCAUGCUAUUGACAUCUAUAUGUUGAGAGCUGCCAUCAGGAGUCUUUGAGUGCAGGGUCACCAAUAUGUGGAUGACACCCAUCUCAAUCAGAAGAGGUGGUUGAGGUGCUAGACAGGUGUUUGGAGGCAGAGAUAGGCUUGAUGCCAGCCAACAAAUUGAAACAGAAUCCUGGAAAGACUGAAGUUUUAUAUGUUAAGGUCCAGGAGGUGGGAAGACAGCCUGUUCUGAAUGUAGCUUGGGGGUACUCCUGGAUCUAACAUUGUUACUUGAGGCACCUCUUAUUCCAGAUUGGAAUAAUAAUAAUAAUAAUAAUAAUAAUAAUAAUAAUAGUGAUGAUCAUGUAGGGCCCCAAACUGCUUCAGGCAAAAAUGUCUAAGUUGAUUCUGCUCAUAGCAUGUAUAAAAAUAUUGCUCUCUCAUGGACUGGUACACAUUAUAGUUAGAUUAGGAAGUUACUUUCUGCUCAUAUUUUUAUAAAUUAUACAAUGGAUGAAGGAAAUUUGGUUUUUUUUUACCUGCUUCUCAGCAUAAUUAAGGAUACAAGUUCGUGGUAAUCCUGUGGAUACCCACCUCUUAUUUGUUACAUUUUCAGUUCUUUCUGCAGCAGUAUUGUUCUUUGCAGGGCUAACACAGCCACAAGGCCAUCUUACUGCUUUCUUGUUACGCUGCUGAGAGGCUUGAAGAAAAGCUCUUUUUAUUUUGCCUGCUGGCUUAAUAUAUUGUAUUGUGCUUAGGUUGUAAGAUCUUUGCAGUCCCAUUUUGUUUGUCUGUAUAACACCUAGCACAACACUGCACUUUAAUUAUUCGGUCUAUGUAUUAGCACCCUUCACUAAAAAAGGGUGGUGUCCAAUUUAAAAACAAAUGCAAUUAAACAAUGAAAAAAAAUCACUGAGACCUCAUCAAAACCCAGGAAAGCUAUAAAAAAUAUGCUUGAAGUCCCCUCCAAAUAAAAUCGUCUUUAGCAGCAAAAAUACAUAAACGUUGCUCCAGGCAACGUUUCUGGUGCCAUGGCCAAGAUGACACACCCACUUAAGUAACCACUCACCUAAAUUUCGGGUGGUUGUGUGUGGAGAUUGGGGGGUCUUACCUGAAGAAAAAAAUUGAGUUAAGCCAAGUCAUCUGAAAGCAAUUGAAACUAAUUAUGGCUGCCAGAAUCUGUAUCCCAGGAACUCUCUAAAACAGUGAUGGCCAAACUUGGCCCUCCAGCUGUUUUGGGACUACAAUUCCCAUCAUCCCUGACCACUGGUCCUGUUAGCUAGGGAUGAUGGGAGUUGUAGUCCCAAAACUGUUGGAGGCUGAGUAUGGCCAUCACAUCUCUAAAAGAAGGUGCCUCUAUAAACAACCAUGGAUAGGAAGUCUCUGCCAAGACUUGGAGCGUCCAGUCAGUGUAGGGUCCCAGCAAGCUCUGCAGAAAACAAAGGAGAGCAAAUGGACCACAGCAACAAAAUGCCAGAAGGAAAGGGCCAGAGACUUGUAAACUUGGUGUAUCAUUUUCUCCUUCCACAAACGUGUUUAGUUGUGCCUUUUGAUAGUAGUGGGAUCUUCUGAUAGUAGAAUUGCUAGCAAAAUAUGAGCCAGCGGUGCAGCAGGCUAAUAUUAGUGUGAUUUUUCUACACACUAUUAAUUGAGGGGGGAAAACUAUAUUAUGAAAAUUUCAGGGUGAGGUGGGAGGGAGGCAGCUCGCUAUCUGGCCUCUGACGAGUCACUAUUCCUAACAUACCUUACAAAGUUGUUACAAGGAUUAAAUUAAACAUGCCAUUGUAAAGCAACCCGAACUCUAGAAAUGAUAGAUAAGCUGCAGGUGAACAAUUUCUAGAGAACUGAGCUUUCAGUUUUCAUAUGAUCCAUCCAAAUCCUCCCUUCUAUUCAAGUGAGGCAGGGACAGAGCUUAUAUUCAGUCGGUGGUUCUGUAUGUCAGAGCUCCUCCUCUUCUUCCUUGGAUUAAAACAGAACUAUUAGCUUGCAGCUGAAAUGCAGGGCACCGAAAUCCUCCCAUUUCAUAAUAGUUUAAAGGCUAGAUGGGCCUUGUUUAAUUCCCUCCCCUGCCCUCCCCCAAGCCUGGCUGGUUUCCAGAGAGUAGGGCUUCUGUGUAAGCACAGGCAAAUUGUUUUCAUAGCUAAUCUGGAGUUGGAGAGUGAACUGCUGUUUGUCUUCCACGGAGCAGGCCCCAGUCUGCCUAUGUGUAAAUCACACCAGGAGUGAGGUGCAAGAUAAAAGAACAGAAUAACCAUUCCUGUGGAGAUUACAUCACUGCCUUCUGGUGGAAUGACACACUCCAGAUACUCUACCAAAACAUUGUCAGGACUGGGUGAGGAUGGUUGUGUUGUACCUCCGGAAGUUUUUAAGAGAAUGUUUAGCAGUGAGGGCACCUCCGUCUCUGCACCGCGCACCCCCCCCCCCGGCCUUUUAAGCAGCCAACAUUUAAUUCAAACCAGAGAGCCAUAGAAAUUCCUGUUUUGUGGAGGUUAUUACAAAUGGCAGGCUGGGGGAAGUAUAAUUUGUGUUUCACUUGUAUGGCUCUUGACUAAUUAUUUCUGAGGCCUGCGGAAGAAUCAAGUGGUAGAGUCCUAAGCUGGUACGAGUGGACUGUACCACUUCAGACUGCAGGUGUCGAAAGCUGCUCUGAGUGCAUAUUAGAAAAACAAACAAACAGACAAAUCCCAGCAAGUCGACAAAGGCAGGGCUGGACUAAAACCCUUUUGUAUGAUGUGUUAGGUUUUUUUCUUUUUGCUUGUAGGAAAGUGUGUUUUUAAUGCAGUGGAGUGUUCAAAAGUUGUAUUGCCCCACCUGCAGCCUGAAGUGGUACUGUCCAUAGCACCGCCUCAAAGUAACACCUUGUUUUGCCACGUGUGUAAACUACGCCUGAGUGUAAGCAGUAUGCGGUUUGAGAAAUCCAAUGGUGGUCCAAGUAGGAGUUGUUUGAACUGGAGUCUAGCGUCAGUGUUGCAGCCUCACAUGGAAACCUCUGAAAAGUCCCCCCCCCCUUGCAGGAGCACCCUGUGCAAUAAAUUUAAUGUUGAAAACCUUGCUGUGUUUCUUCCAUUCUAAUUACAUGCAGUGUCUUAAGCCACUGCUGUCAUAGACCUGCAGUGCUGACAUGCAAGUGCCCUGUUUUGUGCUUUGACUCUCUGAUCUUACUUUAUUUAAAUGGAUUUUACUGUUGUUUUGAAAUUUACUCAUAACCCCACCUGUCUAUAGCUGGUGUGUAGUAGUUUAGGAGGCUGAACUAUAAACUGGGGAAUUCCCCAUUUUAAAUCUUGCUUCAUUAAAGGCCUUUAGGCAAGUGACUUCCUCUCAGCCCCUUCUCCAUGCCCGCCCCCCUCCAAAAUCUGCAGUGUGGGGAUUAUAAUACUGACCAACCUUACAGGCUUGUUACAAAGAUUAAUGAAAAGCACUUUCAAUGCUCUUUAAAACAGUCGUCUUCAACCUUUUCAUACCCAGCACCCACCUUUAACCCAAACAUGCAUUUGGGGACCCAUUUCGUCGUCUUUUACCAGAUAUUUGCAUGGCAGCAGUACUCCUGUUGUGACCCACCUCAGAUCAGUCCAUGACCCCACUUGUGGGUCCCGACCCACCAGUUGAAGACCAAUGCUCUAAAAUGUUAUGCAAAUUGCUGUUGCUUUUAGUCUUUAAUGAACAAAAAUAAAUAAAAAGAGGCUGCAACCCUUGGGGUAGGAUGAAUUGUCCAUUUGUGUAAAGCUGUAUAUGAAUAUCCUAAAUUAAAAGGCUGGAUGGGACCUCAGCUCUCAUCUAGUCCAACCUCUUGCCAAUGCAGGAAACCUACUACUACAAAAUCCCUGGCUGGUGGCAACACUCAACCUCUGCUUGAAAACCUUUAACUUUCCAAGACGGUUUCUUCCACUGUUGUACAACUCAUGCCAUCACAAAGUUCUUCCUAAUGUUCAGUCUAAAUUCCUUUUCUUGUAAUUUGAACCCUUUGGCUCUGGUCCUACCCUGCAGAGCAACAUAGAAUUAAUUUGGUCCAUCUAUCUGACAGCCCUUCAGAUAUCUGACGAUGACUGUUACAUCUCUUCUCCAAGUUAAACAUACCCACCCACUUUUCCUCAAAUGACAUGAUCUUCCUUGUCACCAUCUUUAUCACUUUCUUCUGUCUGCGGUCCAUUUUGUCCAUACCCAUCUUAAACUUUGCAGCCCAGAACUGGAAGUAUGACCAAAGCAGAAUAGAGUCCAAUGUCCAAUACUUUGGACAUUACUCUGGACAUUCUACUUCUGGUGACACAACCUAGAAUUAUAUUCUACUCUUUCUGCUCAGAUGAAAAACUUUAUAUUAAUCCCUGUUUAAGAAUCAUUUUGUUAAUUUUGGGCCAGUUUUUCAUCUUGCUGCGAUCAUCUUGGAUCCAGAUUCUGUUUCUGAAAGUAUUAGUUGCUAAAUUGGGUGUUGUCUGCAGAGCUUCAUGAGCAUCUCCUCCACUUCUUUGUCCAAGUUGAUUAUAAAUACCUUCACUAGAUCAAAAUCAGCACAAGAUUCCUACUAUAACUAUCUUAUAGGUUGAGGGCACACACAAAAAAGCUGUGUAAUGGGUUCAUAGUCUGGACUCUGCAUCUAAUUACAAAGGCUUCAGAUUUACUAGUGUCAGAAUGCAGACGGAGUUGUGUUUUGUGUUUCUCAGCCAGAGAAUGCCCAGGUUGCCCUGACUGGGUCUUGAAUUAAGAGGAGCCCUGCUCUUAAUAAAUGAGGCUCUUUAGCCUGCUGCAUGUAACCACUGUCUGCAGUCUUCAUGAUGAAUUGGUCAGCUGUGAAAGCACCACAGAAAUGGAAUCAUUUUUUUCUUUUCUUUUUUAGUAUGCAUGUCUGAAACCUGGUUUUGUGGUCCUUUCACAUCAAACCAUCUUAAGCUGUUGUGGAAUCCUUUUGACUUUGUUUCCAGCUUUGGAUCGUUUAACAGAAGAAAAUGAUCACUUGUUUGGAGGGCUGCGGGCUCUCGUGACAGCUCACGAUGCCUUUUGCAUGCAGCCGAAGGUUAGAGUUGGGUAGUUGAGUAGAUUCCAUCAUGUUGGAGUCAAACAGUGGCUAAUCUUUCCUCUCCCCUACUUAACUCCCUUUGCCCCCAUAACUUUUUUAAAAAUCUCUGUGUGGGAUUCCUACAGAUUAUUUAAGCAUCCAGUUCCUCGCUGUGUUGUUUUGUUCAAUUUCUUUUGCAUUCUGACCUACAUCAUUCUUUAUUUGCAAAGCUAUACUUGCAGGCAGCAGUAAUAAAUCAAUUAAUGACUCUGAUGAAUCAUUUAAUGGCUGACAAAAUAACACUAAAGCCAACAGCUUGGAUCUCUGUAGCAGUACCAGAAGAUGCUGGUUGACUCAGGGCUGGGAGACGAAACAGCGACUGUUAGCUCAAUUAGCACAAUUAGUGUGCGAUUUAAAGGCUUAGACGGCAUCUGCUGGAGUGUACCGAGCCGGUGUGUUGACUGCAUGUCUGAGUUUGGAAGCAGAACUCAUCCAUCCAGAUUUUCAUCAUUUUCUGUGCUGGUUCAUUUUUAAAAUAUAAUUAAUGAAUGUCAGAAACUGCCCCAUAAUUUACUUUGCAUUUACAGCUAAGUAGAAAUUCUGAACCUUGUCUCCCAUCCUGCAGAAAUCUGUCAGACCUCCCACAAAUGCAGAUGUUAAGUUCUGCCCCAAAGUAAUGAUGUUUCCCAGAAGUCUUGUAACUCCACCAGGUGCACCAAAUGGCUCAAGCAGUUGCAAUCGCUGCUGAACAUUUUUCAGGGCACAGUGUUUUAAAUAAUGAGAUCAUUUAUUGGGCACAGUUAACCCUCUUUACAUGAGCUUUGCCUCCCCCCGGCCCCAGUUUUUAAAAUCAUAUUCUGUUACAAAAACAUUCAUAUUAUAUCACAGUAAUAUGAAUUUUAGGGCCUGAUAUUUGGCAGACCAUGUGGCAUGGUAGUACUGAGCCUGUUUAGGCCUUUACUCUAGAGAUUUAGCAAAGAAGUAUCCUCAAGGGUCUUGCACUGUCUUCUUAUGAGCCAAAUAAUGCCUGGAUAUCCCGGUUACAGGCAUGUUGAAGAGCAUUCAGGGUGCAAAGAGAGAAGUCAUCAACACAAAUUCUCUCCACCCUGUGAAGUGCAGGAUGGCUUGGUGGUGCAAGUUCAUUGAGAGAAUUGGCAAACAACUUUCAAAGUAGCAAGUUCAGUAACAUCUUGUGCAAUCUCAUAACGAUCAAGCAGCUCAAAAGACUUGCUAAGCUUAUUGCAACUGUUUACCUGCUGGUCCCUAUCACAACCUGUGAUUUGCAUACAGUAAUACUAUAGCCAGACCUACUCCCAGUUAAGGAAUUAUUUUAUAUAAGGAGAGAAAAAUGUGUGGAAAGGAUACAAGUUGGCUGCUACUUUACUACCGUUAUAAAAUAUAACACGUAUAUGGUAUAACUCUUCCAACCCAUUAUUGUGACACUCUGUUCUUGGCAUCACUUCUCUUACAUGUGACCCAACUCCCUCCCUCCCAAGCUUUAAACAAGGACUCAGCUAGAUUGGCAAAGAAAAAGCAAUUUACACAUGUUGUACAUGCAAUAUAACAUUGUGCCACCAGGUGCUGCUGUGGAGUCCCGUUUUUCUCUACCUGUUUUCCCUGCUUAAAUUUGCAACACAUUUAACUGAAACGUUUCUUUUAUGUGUCUAGAGCCAGCUCAAAACUUCUCUACUGGCUUGACCUUUUUUUCAUCCCGUUGCUCUCAUCCCUCCGCCUUUGUUCACUACAUUCUGCAUAAUUUAUUUAAUAAAAUACAUUGUUCUUUCACUUUUCUGACCUCAGAUCACUUAGCUAGUUAACUUUUUGUUACCUGUUUCUAGGAUUUUCUCUGCCUUAGCCAUUCAUCACCAUUCUCCACCUUUGCAGCCUCUAGUAUGAAGGGAGUCAGACAAAAGUCAAGAAUUGCCUAAUCAGGUUUCUUUUUUUAUUAUUUAUUCUGGCCCUAUUUUUAGGAAGGCUUUUCAACCCUGUCCCUUCUGUACAGCAUCCUGGUUGCUGUGUGAACCUUAUGAAGGGAAAUUGUCCACUCAUAUGAUGAUAAGGUGACCAGUGGAAUGGAGCAUAACUUCCUUCCCCCUAGUUAUCUUAUGACAUUAGUGAUAAAGACGUGUUUCUUUCAGAAACAUGCCACAAUCCCAAAUCUUAGUGCAGCACCUUGUACAUAGGAAUCAUCCUCCCAGGAUCUAUUGCUGGUGUGUUUUAAUUCACCUUCAAAGUGACUCUCACUGGCAUUGGUUGCCUGCAGCAUGCCUGGCUUCUCUCUCCUUAUCCAGAAAAGCACUCAGGGUGGGUAGGAUCCAGUUUGUCUGCUUCGAUGCAGCCACCGCCGCCAAUUAACACUGUCCUGUGCACCCAGUUGCUGGUGAGUUUUAUGCAGGAGAGGAGCCUAAUCCAGGGUAAAUGGAUGAUUCCUUCAAGUAACAAGGAACGGGAAAGUUCAGUGAUCUUGUGAAGACCCAUCCUUGCCAUGUUAGAUGUGACACCACCUAAUGUGGUUGGUACCCAGUGAUACGAGUUUCUCCCUCACUUGUUUCCUUGGCCUUCCUGACACUUUCCAUCCAGAGCCUAUAGAUUUGGAGGUUUGCUCUUGCUCUUGUAGAUGAACUGCCAUUUGGAGGAUGGGGGUACGGGGGGGGGCAGAGGGAGGGAGGGAGAAUGCCACACUCCAGCCUUCUGAAUAAUGCAUCAUGUCUCUUAGAUGCGAUUCUUGCUUUUGCAUUCUGUUCAGGGCACUGGUGGGCCCUUUAAUUAUUAAGUCCCAACCAAGUGUCACAAUGCGUAUUGAAUUGACAUGUGUGUAUCUUGGAAAAAUAACUCCCACGAUUUGAUGGGAGGUAUGCCUGUGCUAGCAGAAGAGGUUUUCAUUGUACCCUGCAUUCCAACUGGCAGCUGUGCAGGGCAUUCCAGGCCAGCCAGGAAAUGUAACAGAUGCCUUGCUGCGUCUGCAAUAUGUCCAAGCCGAGAGGUUGUGCACACCACACAAAGGGACCAUGAUACCUGGCGGUUCGUUUUCCAUGGCUUGGCUGCAUAUCCGGGGUGCUUUUCAUACCAUUGUAGAUGAAGAACAUUAACUGUAGAUCUAUACAUUUGAUUUCUUCUUCUUCUUCUUCUUCUGCCCAGCAGUACGUUGAAUACUAUAUUCUUUGCUAGUUUACACUGGCAAACUUUGCAUUAUACAUAGCAGUGCUAAAUACAGUGUGCAGGAUUCUGUCCCCCACCCCCGAUGUUUAGAUGGUUUGUAGAACUCUAGAGUCUCUGAACUGCAUUAUUCUAAGCUGUUUUGGGGAUCUAUUUAACUCUGGGAGGCUCACCAGCAAGGGAUUAUAGUAUGCUGGAAAUCUCCUGAAACAAUAAAAUAUUGGCUGGCAGCUUUAUUGCGAUGCCUGCUGUCUUUGGAAGAGCAGCACUUUGUGUGAUAGAGAGCUUUUAUUAAAAAAAUGUAAUUGAGUAUACUGCAGUUUGGAGCUGGAUCCUGGACAUACUUUCAUUAAGACCAUUCAUUCACUUUACAGAGAAGUUACACUAUGUUUAGUGGCCUUAGAAUAAAAUUUCUGCUUGCUCUUUUAAGAUGGCCUACAAAGGAAUGAGAAAUUAUGCUUGUUUCCCUGUCUUUCCAACUUUAUGAUGUAAAAAGAAUGCCUGCUUUAUUAUUUUACUGUCCCCCUAUUGGUUUACAACCUUCUUUCCCUACCCUUCCCUUUUCUUAAAACACAUACAAAUGUACACACUUGGGAUGAUAAUUUUUCUUGGCCAUUAAUUUAGUCUAGGAGUUUUUACAUGCAUCCCUACUCCUCCAGAAGAUCACUUCUGCCAGGUGUUUCUGAAAUCACCAUUGAUUUUUAAAAUCCUUUCCCUUCUUGAUCAGUAUUCCUGUACUUUGUGCUUCUGAUAUUCCACUAGAUUAUUCACUAUCCAUUAGCAUUCCAAAACCAGUAAUACUUGAAUUUAUAAUAAAGCUUUAAAAAACAUAUUUUCCCCUCUGCUCCAUCUCCCACCCCCAGCUGAAAGAACCUCCUCUAUACCUGGUAAGGAAGAAGGAAAAAGGUGUACAGGAAAUAUAUAGAAAGUCUUGCAGAUUUCCUUUAAAUCAAGCUUACAGUUAAUGGUUCAAAAGUGUCUUGUGUACAACUUGUCCGCAGAUUUCAGCAGUCCUUUGGGAGGAAAAAUACUUUUGGGGACAGCAGGGAUGGUUGUAUUGGAUUAGUAUAGAAAGUGUCUAUGGACUCAGCUACACAGCUGCAAAUAAAACGUUUUAAGUGUGUUGUAAAGUGCAGUAUACAAAUGUCGCACUAGAUGGCGACAGUGAGCUAUGACAAAUUCAAUGUGUUUUUCAAAACUUUUUUUAAAAAGCAUUUUCACAACAUUUUGUAUGUGUGUGUAGAUUCCGCCUAUCUUAGUAUGGUGAUUAGAAUUUUACUAUUUGUAAUACAAGGGCACCUAUUCGGAUCCCAUUGUGCCACAAUAAAGACAUUCCUUCUUUUCCUAGUAGCUUUUGGUGUGGAACUGAAAAUGGAAAGGACAAACUUUUCUGACACUUUGCUGCUACUCCAUCCUGGCAGGAUGAGGCAAAGGAGCUACAAAUGACCCUAUUAAAAGGGUUUUUUUGUUUAAGAUUUUAAAUAAUGGAUUUUUAAAACAAAUUUAAAAACACAAGAAAAAAUUAAUAACCACACAAUUGGAGAGAUGAACCUGGACUUGCAAAAAAAAGGAUUCAAUAUUUCAAAUAGUGCAUAAUUAUUUGGUAAAUAUUAGUCAAGCUAAAUUCAGGAGUGACCUCCAUGCAUUUGUUAUACAUGGAUACCAGGGGUCAAUACUACUGAUUUAAACCAUUCUUAGAAAAUCUUACUUGGUGUGCCAGUUUGCCCAAGAUGAGAUGUUCCCAUAUCUUUCUGUACCAAAAAUUAACAUUGAGUAGUUUUUGACUUUUGCAGUGCAUAGCUAUUUCUACUUUGGCAACUGUCGAAAGGUGAUGAGUAGUUGAUUGCGUACUGCUUCUGCUUGGUGCCCUGGGAGGAUAUCCUAUAAUGUUUCUCCAGGGUCCUAUGAUUGUCUGGCGAAGGUGUCUGCACCAUCAAACACGUUUUAUCCAAAAAUCUAAACAGCCAAACACGACCACCAUGUAUUUGUGGUUCAUCACAGCUCUGCCAGCAUUAGUUAGAUAUUAAACUGAAAUGUUUUCACUACCUGGACAGGAAUUUCAGUAUACAAGCACAUAAAUGGUAAAUGUGUGCACUUUAAUGAAUGUCAAAUGUUAUUUUUAUUGACAAAAAUACUGCACCUGUUGGACCUGGAAUAACUGAUACCAAUACACCUUGAAUCCCAGAAUUUUGGUCAUAAGUUGUUGAAGAGAAAGAAAAUGGCUAUGCUUAAUUAUGUCUAUAAAGCAGAAUAUGUCUCUUUCUAAGGAAUAAAGACCUUCUGUCAAUUACUUAGGGUGGUCAACAAAUGCUGUAAGGAGAGGCUUUCUUUCAGACAAAUGUCACCAGUGUAUAAGAAUUACUGAUCUGGUACACAUGUGUAAGGACCAUAGUAAAAAAUGGAAUCCCAUACAUUUUAAUGCUUUUUGCAUUCAGCCUUUCCAUUUCUUCUACCCAGUGGAAGUCUGAACCAUGUGAUAUAUUGGAACUUUGGAUCUCCUCCUGAGCUAAAUUAUUUUUCCUCUUGGGUGUAUGUAAAAAUCUCCCCCCACCCCUAGUACAGAGACAGACAGACAGACACAGACAGAUACAGGUAUGGCCGAUUAAUUUCUGCCUGAAAGUCAGUAAUGGUGAAUUUUGAGGGAAGGAUUCUUUAUCCUCCUUUAGAGCAAAAAACUGGCAAACACCCAAGUUUGCACAAACAUGGUUUAGCAUAUGAAGCUGAGCUGCAGCUGCCUGAGGAGGACGAGGAGUGCAUAAGCCUGUGGCGCACUGUUGCUUUUCCUCAUAAUGCUAAACCAUUGUUUAAUGCUUUGUGCAAGCACAAGAGUCAUGAGCUAGUUAAGGGUGCACAAAUCUGUGGUGUUUUUAACUCCAUAGAUGGAAAGCCGAAGCGGACUGGCCGCUUAGAAAUGGUUCUUAUUUCCAUAGUUAGCUGCUGUUGAUUAUGUAAAAACGACAUUCUGUGCCUUCAACUACACUAGCUUUCGUUUCAUGCCUUUUCCUUUAUGCCUCAAAUAUCGUCUUGCUACUUGGCAUCCUUUUCACUUUCAAAAAUAGAAAGUGAAAGAGUCAAUGCUAACAGUUGUGCUGACCAUAUACACAAUACGGGUGAUGGGUGAUGAUUCAUCUUUGGUAUAGACUUCACUUUGUUUGGUAAAAGUGGGGGGGGGGGACAAGCAAAACCAAACUUUUGCCGUUAUUUUUGCUUUAACUAGGAGGCUGCUAGGUUUGUUCUGUACAAAAUUACUUGGUUCGGUUAGUAGAAUUCCAGAUAUGAUUAAGAAAUUAUAUUGGGGUCUAUUAAUGGGCAACCCUUUCCCCCCAAAUCCCAUAUAAACCUCAUAAAAUGGUGCCAAAGAUCAAAUGAGGACAAUCUGGGGAAUUAAAGUAAAGGUCAGAAUUUGUGGCAGGAGAAGGAAACUUGAGUGCCAGAGUGUGGUGAAGUGGCUAGAAUGUUGGCUUUGGAUGUGGGAAACUCGGAUUCAUAUUCCCUGCUCAGCUAUGAAGCUUUCUGGGUGGCCUUGGGCAUACCUCAGAACCUACCUUGUAGGGUGAUUUUGAAGCAAAAAGCCUUCUCUGUGCUGCUUUGGGAGGAAGGAAGAGGUAUGAAGUUAACAAUUAGAUGGCACCCAUAGCUUGACACUGGAGAGGCCACCAUAAAGUACUGGUCCCACAUAAUGUGGGAUAUAGUUUUACUGGAAAAAUGGACUUGCAAACUAAGUGUUUUGAAAGGCCAGAAUAAGCUAGAUAAAUUUAUUUCUGUUUGGUAUGAUUUUGUAGUUAAUACAAAUAUUAAAUAACAUGGGCAGUGCCCAUUGCCAGCGUACAAAUGGAUCUGGUUGAUUUAAACCUUAUUUAUUCUCUCCCCCCCCCAUAUUUUUUUUAUCAUUGUGAAUGUUUUAUUAACAGUUUGAUUUUAUAUAUUGAUCACCUGCCAAUAUACAUAUCUGGAAAACAAUUUAUGUUAUUUUGAUUUGUAUUUAUUCUAAAUCUGGUUUCUUUAUUUUUAAAAUUGUGCUUCUGAAUAGGAAUACUUGCUGUUUGCAUUGUUAUACUGUACAAUGAAAGCAUAUCUUAAAACUCCAAUAAAAAUAAUUAAUAAAAACCCAAGACAUAACACUUUUUUUUUUUUUGCUCUGCUUUAAAUAUUCACUGCAAAAUCUCAUGUUUUAUGAAGCAGAAAUGAACAUUUCCAGCUUUUGAUACAUUUAGUUGCGAUUGUGGUGGUUAGUAUAUUUUUCCAGAGCAGGAAAUGUCUGCAGGGGCUUUUACACAUAUUUGCUUGAACAUGAGCACAUGAGAACAUCAGCACAGGAGAGGCUAGGAGCUGAGUGGACAGGACAGCCCGCACUGGGACAGUGCGGAUGGGACUUUCAUAUGUGCCCCAGUCCACAGAUACACAUUCACAUGUUCAAGCAGACGUCUAGACACUUCUCAUGAUGUUGGCAACUGGCAUUUAUAUUUAUGAAGUUUUUUAAUUAUAACAAGAACGAGUGGGGUGGCUGAUAACUCAUUAUUUAUUGGAUGAAUAACCAUGUUUUACACUGAAGAAGACCCCAGAUGUUGUAACAGAGGUAUCAGAUUGUGCUUGUGCACACCCUCCGCUCAAAACAUAGGAGUUUGCCACCUCCAUUGACUGUGGGUAUGCUUUGGGAAUUUCAGUAUGGUGGCUUAGCUUUGAAACCUGCUGCAGUUACUGGGAACCAGACUCCCAGUUGCACAUUAAUCUGAACGGCAGCCAUUGGCAUUCUAUUAGUCUUAAUGGCACAUUCUUACAAUGCGAAGUGUUUGAUUUCCUUUGGGUAGGCUUGAUGAUGAUGGUAUUGGUUAUUGGUUAUGUGCUAAUUGAUGGAGCCGUGAGAUGUGUGUUGACUUCCUUUUCAGCUGACCUGAAAUCAGUGCUGUUUAUCUAUACGUAUAUUUUUUUUGUUUUGUACAGAGUGCAGCCGCAGCACCAAGUCCAGUACUUGGAAACAUUCCUCCAAAUGAUGGAAUGCCAGGGGGACCCAUUCCUCCAGGUUUCUUUCAGGUAAGAAUUGGCUCUCCUGACUUUUGUUGCUGUUUGCUGCAUGCAUGAGCAUGAAUGGAUUCUUAAGUAGUUUACAGAUGCAUCAUAGUCUCAGAGACACUUUUUAAACAAAACUGCCAGAAGUACCCAAUUAGCUGUAAUAUUCUGCUUGGUUUCCCUUAACCUUUGUUUUUGCAGUGUGUAUGUGUUAGCUUUUUCUGGUCUGGAAAGCAAGAUUCAUUUUGUGUUUUGUUUUUUUACAAUUCAGUAUUUUCCAAAUCUGCUUUUUAAAAAAUUAUUUAUUUGUUGGUCAUGGUCAUGACAGGCUUGUGUGUAAUUCAGAACAUUCAGGAUUUGGAUUCUUCUUCUUUUCCUUCUGGUUAACCACUUGAUUUUUUCCAACUGCCAUCACUGAAAUCUUUUAACAAAACCAGCUUAAGCUCUCGCCACAGGCAGAAACCCAUCCAGCCUGUCAUGGCAAUGAGAGAGAAACUCAGUAUCUCAAUAUCUGCCUAUUGGAGUUGAGUUCAUUUCCCCUUGAAAUUUCCCUUCUUUUAGCAAAGUUUCCCUUUAGCCUUAUGUGAUUUCCAAGUAAUAGUUUUGUGAGCAACACCUAAGGUGAAGGACAUUUAUGGUUGAAACAAGAGAACGGGGUUUAACAGUGAUUUUCAAGCAAUCAGGAUUUUUAACAGGUUUUAAUUCUUCAAAAUGCCUCCUCUCUGUGUUAUGUUAUGGCUGGGCUAAUUGUGCUUCUUUCAAGGGCCAUGUCGGAUAUAUUGGGAGCUGCAGGAUGCAGUUAAUAUAAGCCACACAUUGAUGGUGGUGGUGGUUUUCUGUUGUUUUGUUGUUACACAUAGGCACAGGAUUUCCAGCACUUACAUUAUCUAAGUUUGCAACUGCUAAUCCCCAAUAUUUAUAAACUUCUGGCAACUCAUUAAAAAUAUUUUUAAAGCAAUAGAAUUCAUAAGAUCUAAUAAGUAGCAAGUUUAGUUUGUUGCCGUUUUAUUUCUUGUAACCUGGCAUAUUGUGACUAGUAUGUAUUCAUUUUAAUCUCUGUAACCAUGAAGGAUAGCACCUUCUUAAAUUCAUGAACACUAGGAUACCUCUUCCUAAUGAGUGGCAAUGGUCAAUUAAAAAGGGACAUGUGAAUAUUAAGCCAUAGGUUUAAUUGAUUACCAGUGUCAUUGGUAGUGAUGUUCAUUUUAGUAUUUCAGAGCUACAUAUCAGCAAGAAUAUUUUCUAAAAAGUUAUGAAUAUUGGUUGUAGUCUGGAAGGAUGUUUUACCUUAUUUGAGUUAGUGACUGUGUGCAAGAAAAAAAGUAUUGAGCGAUGAAUACUUUUAUCAAAGUUAUAUGGUCUGGAUUACGAUGCUAAAACUACUAAUUCUGUGGAUGGGGCUUGUUAGCCUGCUGUAUUAAUUUUUUUAAAAAAUGAAUAAUAUAUUUGUAGGACAUGUGCGUACUUGGAAAAAGAGAAUCUCUUGGUUCUGAGAUACUAAAAGAGGCUUAAGCGAGUUUUUUAUAUUGGUGGAAAUAAGUGAAAGAAGAUGUGAGAUGGGAACAUCUGCCAGCAAUUCAAGUUUUGUAUGCCUUGGGUACAACAUGCGUAGAUUUUUAUUUCAGUCUGUUUGAUAGAAAGAAUCCUCUUUUAUCAAUGUUUUUCAGAGGAUUUUUGUUUGUUUUGGGGCAAGUAUUCCAAACUUAACAGUUCAACAAGCUGACACUGUGCUGAACCUUUAAGCAGUAAAUCAAUUAGAUGGCACAGUAUUGGCCAUUUUGAUUUGGGAUAUAUAUAAAUUCACUAAAGGUAUUUAUAAUCUGCCCCUCUGUCUGAAUGUGCUGGGGCAGAGACACAUAGUACAAAUAAAAAAAUCAGCAAUAAGAUUUAGAAGGUAUAAAACUAAAUUCAGGGUUCAACCAGACACACUUUUGAGCCUGCUUUCAUCUGCGCAGAGAUGAUGACAUGAUUUCAGCACCAUGGAAGUCCUCUGCAGACACACAGAAGCCCAUGGGCACCACAUUGGGAAUCCUGUAUUAAACUUUAGUUAAAGUAAACUAUAGUUUAAUGUAAAUGAGCAGUGUGCUGGUACAUGCUCCUGAGAUCAUGGGUGCUUAAUUCCUCCUCCUCCUCCUCCUCCGCUGCUGUGCUGCCCCAAAAUGUGACUCAUUGUGAACCCAGGCUUGUGAAUUGUUUCUCUCCAAACAAACAUACAGGAAGUGAUAAGCCAAGAGCAAACCUUGGUUUAACAUGACAUGCACACCGCGCCAAUGUGGUCCUUUCCAGGUUACGAAGGAUAUUGCUUGAACUUCUGUAUUUGUAACUAAGGCAGGACAAAAGAGCAACUGCUCAGCUGACAAUGCCUGCUCUUGUGUCUGGCCUGAGGUCAAGCGGGUCUGCAGACCAGUGACGGAGAAUACAGCUAUAACUAUCUAUGUUUCCCUUUGCAGUUUCGGGGGGGAAUCACAAAGAAAACCCAUUUUUUAAAUAAAAGAAGUCAGAAGCUGCACCCUUUGGCUUCAAAACAUUUGCAAAUCAAAAUGCCCAAGAGACAGAAAUAUAACAAACAAUUCAACUUUUUAUCACCUUUAGUUUAGUUUUCCAAAUUCACAAACGGAGGGUUUCAGUAUAUGGUGGAGCCUCCCCAGCCCUGUUAGCCUGUGUGUUGAUAGUGGAGGCUAUUUCUCUUCUUUCUCUUUGACCCCAGCUAGAAAAGGCAGGUGAACGGGCUGGUAGUGAAGGAGAAGGGAGUGUAACAGCCUCCAAGUACUGGCCACUUUCUUGGCCCCCCCCCCAUUUCCCCAGAAGAGCAGGGCGGGCUGCUAGAUGGCCAACUGCUCCGCUUCCUCCCUGCAAUAGCGGCCACUUCAGGGUUUUGUCAGCCAUCAGCCAUGGACUGCUUGCCAGCCCAUGGACCCUAGCAAAUGCCCCACAGUGCCAGCUGCUGAUACUGGGCCUUCCUUAUAAACCAGCCAGCACCUCCUCCAGAGAUAAGGCAGGCUUUGCAGCAGUUAAAGAUGGGCAUGUGUUGUCUUUUACAUUAUGGUGUAAGAUGCACUGAAGGGUCCAGACUCUUAUCUAGUUGCCUAACCCUGCUCUGGAGAGAGUGGCGAGGACUGGAAAAUGAGAUUCUAUAUGUGCUUUGAGUUUUCUAGCAAUGCUCAGUUACCUUAUGUGUUCUUUCAGGCUCUUUGUGUACGGCUAUUGCUGUACACUUGGUGGCCGUGUAUUUUCCUGCUGAUUUUUGAACUCUGUGUGUAGCAUUUUGAAAAAUCUCUCUGAUGAAAUGGAAAGUUGAACAUAAAUCAAUGUCUGUUGCUGUUUUAGCUAUGCAUCAGCAGUUAGUGAGGGAUGCACCAUAACAAAGCACUAUCAAGUUUGUGUUCCUACACUGCCCCCUAAUGCAUUGAGACCUUGGGAGCCAGCCGAUGAUGGUGUUCCUCAGCACUUUUGCAUUUUAUUGAGCUUUGACUCCCUGCAUUUUCCCAUGCUAACUAGCUACAUUUGUUUACUAGUUUAUAAUCCUGUUGGUAAAGCAGAAACGAAAUUAAUGUGGGGGGAAAGGUAAGAUUAAGAGCUGAAUUGCAUAAGCCUGAUCCCCUACAUGGAUACAGAUCACGCCCCUGCCGGAAAUGACAUUCAGGGAGGUACAUGCAGUUACACAUGAUGUGUGCACAGUUGUUAGUCACCCUGGGAACAUGCCAGAAAUUGGUGCUUCCUGCCGCAUGUAUACACACUGAAAUGGAACAAGUGUGUAUCAUACCUGAAUGAAAUUCACAUGAUUUCUUCUAUGGAAAUGAUAUUCAGCUUGGACAUUAAUUCUAAGUGUGUGUUCUUGCUUGUAAUUUUCAAGCGGCACGUCUUUAGAAAUCAAGUUUCACAUAGGUUGUUUUCUAAUGGUGACUGGCUUGAUCUAGUUUAAGGAACUGAUGUGCAGAGAAUAAUUUUGUUUGGGGGCUGUAAACACUGUAUGAUUAUUUCAAUUUUGUUUCUGCUACUUUAGCCUUUUGGGGUCUGAUGGACUCACCUCACCAUAGAAUGAAAUGCCAGUCCUUGCUAUUUAACACUUGAAAAUUUGUUGCAGUAUCUUAACAGGGGAGAAACAAGAAAACGCAGCUGAAAUUGAAAAUAUUGUUGAGCUAUACGCAUCCAGCCUCUCCUAUGUAAACACUUUUGGAAGUGCUGUUGACAGACACAUCUUCACCAUCUUCAUUUGGCAGGAUUUCCUUUCUUACCACAGUGGCUGUAGAUAAUUCCCUGCUUAACAAUUCUGACAGGAAGGAGGGAUGGCUGUUUCCCCAAACUUACAAUGGAGCACAAAAGCCUUCCAUUCUAGGCUUUGGGGUCUUUCAGACCAAGUGGUGGGGGGGACAUAAUCAUUUUUAUUUACCAAGAUGUCACACAUUCGCUCCAGUUUUUCAAAUCUCUCCUUGGGAGUUGCCACAAAGGGUGUUCCGCAACCUUGCAAAUAAAUUCCCAGGUGGUAUCCCAGAAUGUAGCAGGGUCACAAAAGGGGGGGGGGGACAGGACUGUUGUAACACUUUGGUUCACUUAUGCAUGGCUGCUUAGAAUACUGAAAAUGGUGGGGAGCAGGGACAGCCAUUUGGUAUUAUGAGGGGUAUUGCCAUUGCCUUCACUUGCCUUCACUAUGGAGAUUCUCCAUGCACUUGGGAGCGAACCUCAGAAGGUUGUGGCUGCCUGCAUGAAGUGUCGCCAUACAGAUGCAGUUUUUUAAUUGGCCCUGGCUUACUUGGAUUGCUGCCGACAACAAAUGUUGAAUUAGAGCCCAAUUGGAGACAUCUGCACAGCAUUGGGAGUUAGGAAAACCACCCCUCUGGCUUGAAAGCAGGUUGCUCUGUGAAGGCAGUGUGGCUUGAAAGAUGAGCCUUUUUGAUUAUUGGCUUUGGAAGCACUGCUUUCUGAGGUUUCAGAACACUUCUAAUGAGUGUUUUGUGAGGAGGCUAUGGAUGUCAACACUACAUUGGAGUCAUUAAACCAUUUCUUAGUCUCUAAACAAAAUAAGCUGUAUGUUUAGCAGUACCUGAAUAAAACCAGUCAGCUAACGGGAAUCAGUAGACAUCAUGAUAUUGUUUACUCGUAAGGUACUGCAGUACAUUAGUGGAUCAGUAAUAGUAGUUACCAUGUUUUUUCUCAAUCUGCCCCUUUUUAAAAAAAAUAAUGCUUAUUAUCAAUGGCACAUGCUUCACAUGCAGAAAGUCCCAGGUUGAAACCUCAGCAUCUUCAGGUACGGCCGGGAAUGUUGACCACCUGAAAUUCAGGCGCACUGCUGCCACUCAGUGUAGUAGGCAGUAGUGACCAAAUGCACCAAUGGCCUGACAGUGUAAAACAGCUUUCUUUGUUUGAAUGCUGGGCCCUUACAAUAACAUAUCAGGAUAUUGUAUAAACUUGUAUUAUUUAAGUAAAAUCAAUACAGUUGAGAUAGAUAGAUAGACAGACAGACACUCAUACAUACACAUACACAUACACAUACACAUACACAUACACAUACUCACACUCCAUAACUUUAGAUGUUUAUUAUUGCAAGACUCCUUUAAACAUGUGUAUUGACUUUCAAAUGGCUUCUAAAAAAAAAUAAACAAUAUACGUAGAUUAAAAUGUUUUCCCAUCUUUAAUCAGCUGCAGAAGUAUUUUCCCCCUUCAACCUAAUUCCUAUUUAUAGGCAAAUGUGAAAUUAUAAAUCUUUCCGGUGUCCUCUUGACAAUGCACUUGCUUCUGUUGGUUGUGGGUGAGCUGAAUAGCUUCUAAAGUCAAGUCCCAGUUGUGCUUAAUAAAUUCAGCAGAAUGGAUCUGCUUGGGACUCACACAUACCACUUUCAGCAGGUGAUCUGCUAGUAAAAUAGUUUCAUUCAAGCACCUGUUCUAACCCAGCUUCUUGCUACCUUUGAAGUACCCUUCUCAAUCUAUCUGUUCUUGGGUUUUUUCAAAGUGCCCUUUCUGUGCCUUUUUCUAUAAUAACACUUAGGAAUACUGUGCAUUUCAAAUUACUGCUCAUUUCAUUUCCUUAGCUUAAUCAUCUUUACAGCAGCCUGUAAAAAAAGGUAAAGGUAAAGGACCCCUGACAGUUAAGUCCAGUCACAGACGACUCUGGGGUUGUGGCGCUCAUCUCUCUUUACAGGCCGAGGGAGCCGGCGUUUGUCCGCAGACAGUUUUUCCGGGUCAUGUGACUAGCAUGACUAAGCCGCUUCUGGCGCAACAGAACACCGAAACCAAAGCAGCACACCAAAAUGCUGUUUACCUUCCCGCUGGAGUGGUUCCUAUUUAUCUACUUGCACUUUGACGUGCUUUCGAACUGCUAGGUUGGCAGGAGCUGGGACCAAACAACGGGAGCUCACCCCAUCGUGGGGAUUCGAACCGCCGACCUUCUGAUCAGCAAGCCCAAGAGGCUCAGUGUUAAACCACAGCACCACCCACGUCCUCAGCAGCCUGUAUGGAAGGGCAAUAAAUACUAUGAAUGAAAAGGUUGGUGGUUAUGCUUUGUGUUCAUUCAUCUUCUAGGACAGCGUGCUGUAGCAAGACUCCUGAUUUCCUAUCCUGUCAUGUGACUGUUAUUUUGAAAGUUAGCUUUAUUAAAUAAAAGUUUGUCUGCCACCUUGAAAGAUGUUUGUGACAAGGUGCCUGAGACUUGCAAAGCUUCUCAUUAUCUCCUAGAUUCUUAAAGUGAGCAGAUGGAGGCAAAAUAACUCCCGACGCCAUUACUUUGUAUCACCUUCUUUCCUCCAAAAUUAGGAAUCUUCACUAGACAGCCUGAGGUGGAAAAACAACUUUGCUCCGAGAAGGAGAACAAAGUCAUGAGGUCCCAACAAGAAAUUGUAAUGAUUCAGUCCUGUCAUUUGUUGGCUUGCCUGUUGAAGAUUUAGAUGCAACUCAUCAAUUGGUUUCCCAAACUUUUAAAAUGGAAUGUUGAUUUUGUUAAGAGCUUUUCUUCUUGAUCUAGAGCAGACUUCCCCAAACUCGUGCCCGUCAGGGAUUUUGGACUACCAUCAGUUGCAGUCAGCAUGGCAAAUGGUUAGAGAUGAUAGGAGUUGUAGUGAAAAAAUCUUGAGGGCACCGGGUUGAGAAGGCUGGUCUAGUUCCAUGGCACUAAGUCUGGUGUCAUUCCGAAUAUCUACUGUGGACACCCCACACUCAGCCAACAGAUAGUCCUGUCCCAUCAUUUUGGUAUCACUGUGUUGGCCUGAGCUGAAGGAAACACCAUGCAGGUAGAAUAUCUUGAGUUCUUAAGAAUAAGGUUGUAAUUGAUUCAAGUAAGCAAAAUUUAUGCUUUUAGCAGCAGAGCAACCUUAUUUCAUAGAAUCCCUCUCCCAGCAUGGACAACCUUGUAGCUUUGAUCAACAUGUUGGGAUUUCCCUUAUUCUUAUGGGUAUCUAUUAUUAGCUGAGUGGUAAUUAAGGUAUGAUCAGCUGAAUUCCAUUAAUGCCUUCUGUUUGCUGCUGGUUCCUCUUUAAGAUCUAAACCUGGAGGCAGAGGCACGACAAACCACAGACUUCUAUAUUUUCCUUCUUAGUUGCCUGUCAUUUUAGGACUCUAAAAUGUGUUUGCAUUCCUGGUGUCGUGUAUGUGGUUUGAGAGCAAAACAUUAAUCCUUGGGAAAGCAAUGCAAGGGCCUGGUGCUUUUUAAUAUUCAUCUCACCUACUGCUAAUGUUGUCAUGAUUAACUGUGGAGUUCUUAAGUAGGGGGGAGAUGAUGCUAUCUUCUGGUGUAGAAAAUACCUCUUUAAUCUUAGUUGUGUUUCCUACUAAAGUACAGAAGUCUCUUGAAUGCAACCCUGUAUGCUUUUAUGAAGGAUUCUAGAAUUUCUCCAAUAAAGUAUUAGUAGUAUAAUUUUCCAUUAGCAUCUGAAAAUUACAUCAGAUUAAAAUUUGAAUGCAUUUUCUCCUUCUGGAAUGUGUAGCACACAACAAAAAAAUAAUAAUGGAGCAUAUUCCUCUUGCAAAGUUUAUGUUGUUAAUUCCUCAUUGGGCCCAUGCAACGGGGUGAGGAUUGCUGCAUGUUGGUGUUCUCACAAUCUUCUUCGGCUGUGCUUGAAAAAUUAUGGAAAGCCCACCAUUUCCCCAUAAAACAUGAUCUAUUGUGGCAAAAUUGCACCUGAAAUAUAUAAAUUUAGCCACAUGUGUGAUUGUGACCUGUGUAUUCGCUUUCCCGAUAAUGGCAACUAUUUUUAAUAGCUUUGUGUUGAGCUGCAUAAUAGGGGGAAAACUUUAAUUUAGUUAAGUGACAAUAACAAAUAAUACACAGAUCUAUGGUAUUUGUUAAAGGGAUGCUCAUGUGUUUUUCUUUAUAUCCCCUCUAAUUAAGGUUACUAAAACCAUCCAGGCUGAAAGAAAAAAAAUCUAGAAAAAAUAUUAGUAGCUAAAUGAUAUAUGACCAAAUAACACUUGGGUGUGGGGGUGUGUUAAAAAAUAAAUGUAAUCCAAACUCCUCCCUUUGGUGGCUAUGCCACUACUGAGUGUCUUAGCACUAAUGUUAUUAGACAUAUGCAUUGCCAGAUCCUCAUUAGAUUAACCAUUUCCUAUCAGUAUUAUUCCUUGAAGAAAAUAAAAUGCUAUUGUUUCCCUGUUUAGCUAUUUGGCUACACUAUGGUCACACACACCAGAGCAGCUGAGAAGAAGGUACAUAUGGUAGGGCUGGAAUUCAGUUAUUUUUCAGAAAGAUGCAGCCAUUUUGCCAUGAGCACCAAACAUUUGAAAUCAAAAGAAUAUGAAAUGUGGAGCUACAGUGGUGCCUCGCAAGACGAAAUUAAUUCGUUCCGCGAGUUUUGUCGUCUUGCGAUUUUUUUCGUCUUGCGAAGCACGGUGUCGGGAAAGUUUUGGAAAAGCUUCAAAAAUCACCAAAGUCUUUAAAAACCUCAAAAAAGGCUACCACACUGCGUUCUAUGAGUUGCUCCUCGAAGUCAAGUCGCAACUGUAUUAACGGUGUUAAGAAAAAGGAAACAAACUUGCAAGACGUUUCCGUCUUGCGAAGCAAGCCCAUAGGGAAAAUCGUCUUGCGAAGCAGCUCAAAAAACAAAAAACCCAUUCGUCUAGCGAGUUUUUUGUCUUGCGAGGCAUUCGUCUUGCGAGGUACCACUGUAUUUAAAAUAUGGCGAAUUGGUCACUUGUGUUCAGAGUGCAAACCGCUUUCCCUUUUAUUUGGAGAUAACCUCCAAUAACACAUUGUUGACCUAAGAAUAUCAUUGGGUUGUACAGUUGGACGCCAUUGUGAUCAGUGUUACCCAGUGGAUUCUGUCACAAAUUCACAAAUCUCUGUGGCUCCUGCUUUCCGCACAAUUAUUAUGGUAGUGUGGCUGGAUUUCACACUGUUGUGAAAUGAUAGAAUCAUACAAUAGAAUUGUAGAGUUGGAAGUUGACCCAGAGGGUCAUCUAGUCCAGCCCCCUGCAAUACAAGUAUCUCAACUUGCUAAGCUUGAUAAAUUAUUUGAAAAUAAUAUGCAACAAAGGAAAUAAUGAAGUCAAAGCUAUUUUCAUAGCGAGGUGAACAUAAAGCUUGGCUUAAAGCAAUAUAUACUCCGGAUUGUAUUCAAAACUUCAGGUGGUGCUGGGAUAUUCCUCUUAUUUUAUUUUAAAUUUUAGGAUUACCUCCUCACCCGCUUGCUUCUCAGCACAGCUCCUAUAGUGGCUUUCAAAAGAAAUAAAACAUGAAUUAAAAGCACAUAAAAUUCAUAAAAACACUGCAACAGUAAAAACUUAAUGAAAAUAAGCAGCAGAGAGUAAUAAAACCAUUUCUAGUUCAAGAACAACCUAAUCAGGAGGGAAAGGCCUGCUUUUGGUUUCUCCAGUUAACAAAAAAGUGCAACAAUCUACUCUUGAUUCUUCCUUGUUGGCCUAAAUAUAAUCCACUUUCUUCUAAAUUGCCUGAUUGUAGUGUUGUUUUGCUGUGUUACAAUUUUAUUUUGUGUAAUUUUACCAGUCAACAAAUUAUUUUACUUUCUUUAACUAAUUAAACUAAUUUUCCUUCAUCUGUUAUUCUUCUUGAUCUUCCUCCUCCGUUGCUAUUGAUUAUUUCUUCAUUGAACGGUAUCCUUGUUUUUGCAGUCAUUAUCUUCUCUUGUUUUCAUCUUUGUGUACUAAUUCCACUAGAACCUGUGGCUCUCCGCAUGUUGAACUCCAACUCUAAUGCCAGCCUAGGCAACAACCAUGAAUGAUGGGAGUUAUAAUAAUAUAGGUUCUCCAUCUCUGAGUUAAUAGUUCUUUUUCUUCACCUCCCACCUCACCAACCAAUAUAUGAGGAUACCUCAAAUUUCUGGUUUUUUAGGCCGGGAGGCUGGGAUUCACCUAGGAAUUGUAGUCCCAAAACAUCUGGAGGGCCGAGUUUGGGGAUGCCUGAAACCAGUCCCAUCAGUAGAAGCCCUGUGUACAGACUUCUGCUUGCACAACCGGGCUUUCUCCUUCUCCUUCCUCCUUCAUGCCCCCUAAAUUGGCUCAGGCAGGGGUCAGGAGAACCCCAGAACAGAGCAGAGGGGAAAUAUUUAGUCUUUUUGCCUUAAUUAUCAGGUCUGUCGUGACAGUAUCCCAAAUAAUAAUAAUAAGAGAGUCGAAGAGGUGUCACCUGUUGCACAAGACAGUAGUAUCAGCAAGCUCAGGGAAACAGAAAUAGGUUUUUUUAUUUUUAAAAAAGCCUACUAAUUAUUUUAUUAUUUAUUAAAUUUAUAUACUACCCUUCAUCUGAAAAUCUCAGGGGUGGUUCACAAUAUAAAGGAAGGGAAGCCCCAGAAUGGCCCAUUGAGGACUCUGUCUGCCCAGUGGCCACAGAAUGCUGACUGGUGGUGGUAGUAGUGGAAUGGAGUGCCCUGGGAAAGGGUAUGGCUGGCUGGCUGGCUGGCUAAAACACUGCAACAUUUUGCUGCACAUUCCACUCAUUCUUUUCUAUCUCUGAUCUGUUGUCAUUUCUUAUUAAUCUUUUGCUGCUUCCUCAUAGCCGUCUGCUCAUUGUUUGAAGUCAGACUCUUCUCUUGUUCCUUUGCUUGGUGUUAGCACCUCUUGUUUUGCCACAAGCUGCAGAACUUGCCAUUUAAUUUUUUCCUUUCAUUCCCCUUUUCCUUGUUUGCUUAUUUAUCAUUAAAAAUAUUUGUGUUUCACGAACUCAUAUAGAAAACAUCUCAGCAGUGUACAGCAAAUAUAAUAAGAAAUAAAGGAGAGCAGAAACUUUCAUAAAGAACUGGCCAGUCACAUAACAAACAUUCAUCCAACUGAAAAGGCCUUCGAAAUGUAACUCAGAAUAACAAGCAUGGAUUUCCACCAGCAGCACAGUCCACAUUGCUGGCCCAGCCACACUCAGUGCCCCUUUUCCUCUAGAUGCCAAGUGGGCCUUGUUCACACAGGAGACAGAUAACAGGAUUCCUCCGGCAAUGCUGCCACUGAAGGGCUCAGGCAUGGUUGUUUGGCCUCCGUCUGUCUCAGGCAGUCUUUAAGGUAUCCUGGUCCAUCCUUUCGUUGAUUCUACUUGUACCUUGGUGGGUUCUCUAAUUUGGUCCUGGUUGGAUUAGCUAUCAUUUUACUCUUUUUGGCUGUGGUACUAUACAGCUUGCAUUGAAUACAGUGGCAUUGACUUCUGAAUAAAUAUACAGAGGGUUAGACAAAGGGACACGGGUGGCACUGUGGGUUAAACCACAGAGCCUAGGACUUGCCGAUUGGAAGGUCGGCGGUUUGAAUCCCCACGACGGGGUGAGCUCCCGUUGCUCAGUCCCUGCUCCUACCAACCUAGCAGUUCAAAAGCACGUCAAAGUGCAAGUAGAUAAAUAGGUACUGCUCUGGUAGGAAGGUAAAUGGUGUUUCCGUGCGCUGCUCUGGUUUGCCAGAAGCGGCUUAGUCAUGCUGGUCACAUGACCCGGAAUCUGUAUGCCGGCUCCCUCGGCCAGUAAAACGAGAUGAGAACCGCAGCCCCAGAGUCGGCCACGACUGGACCUAAUGGUCAGGGGUCCCUUUACCUUUAUGCUACAAAUAUACAUAGAUAUAUUAAACUUCUUGUUUGCACUCUGUCACCCCUUUUAUUUUUAUGCAUGUAAAUAUGAUCAUGAUUCUUUGCUUUUCUCUCUUCUUCACACGGAGUUCCUGUUCACAAGAAUCUGUUGCUUCAUAUGAAUUCGUUCUAUCUCCUGCUUAUCUUUGAUAUCUCUAUAUACUCCGCUUUAGUCUUUGCAUUCUUCCGUUUUUGUUGUUGCUUGUUAAACCCUGUAUCUGUUUCUAAGUUUCGUAUCUUUAUGCUCUGUACUUUUAUUGCUUCUUAUCAAUGGAACUCUUUACCUAGCUGAUAUUCAUUUAAUUGGACCUCUUCCUCCUUCUUUAAAAGAGCUUCAUUUAUUUUAGGUAGCCUAUGGUUGCAACUAUACUUAAAACGAUAGAUUAAUGAUUAUGAUUUUAGGCCUUUUAAAAACAUGUUAAUAUUAGACAUGGGGUUGGGUGGGGAAGGGGACAGGUUGUGUACGCAGCAUUGAGUUUAAACUCUGCUCCUCCUGUAUCAUUUUCCAGAUUCAAAUUGCACUCCCUGAAGCUGUUACUUGCUCUACAGGGGACUUUGUGGUACCUACAUGGUCCAUCUCUUUGGGGGGAAGGCUUCAGGGAAGCAUGGUGGCUUCAUUGGGGGAAUAUCAUGAGGAAGCACAGUUAACACUCCCACCCUCUCAACACAGUCCUAAUCAAAUCUGGAGGGUCCCACAAUUGCUAGGUCCUUUUUAAACAAACAAACAAGCAAACAAACAAACAAACAAGGACAUCCUUGUUUAUCUUGAUCACAGAUCUCCCUGUUGAGUUGCACCCUGCAUUUAAUUGUGUUUGGCUUCCUUCCCUGUGUUUCCUUGUUCUGUUGUUGUCUAAUUUAGAUUAUGAACCCAUUGAGUAGGACUGUUGCUUUAUGGGUUUUGUGCAGCACCCCAUUUUUAGGCACUUCACAACUAAUAAUACUUACUAUAAGAAGAGUCGUCUUCAUCUGCCUUCUGAAAGGUGACCAAGAAGAGAAAGAUUCCCUAGGCAGGGCCUGCCUAAAUGCUGGAAGCCUUACCCAGAAGUCUCUGCUCCUAGAUGACAUCUCUUUUAUCUGCCGGAUGGCAGAACCUCCAUGGAAGUGCCUGGGUCAUGGGGGUGGAUAUAUAGGAACCCUAAGUUUCUGAAGUUUCCAAGUGGCCAAGCUGUUGCUUUUUGGAGUGUUGCUUUUAAGAACAUGGGAUUUUUUAAAAAAACUAAAACUUUCAAUAAUUACAAGAGAGGCUACAUAACUGAGCUGUCUUUGUGUAUUUGUAAAGUAACUUUUAAAAAAAUAUCUGAGGUCUACAUUUCAGUGUUCUAACCCCAAGUAAAAGCAGAACAGAAAGUGCUUGCUAACCAUUUAAAAUCAGUAUUGAACAGUUUGGUAUCUUGUGCUCUCCGCAUCUAAUCAUCUGGGACUGGCAGGAUUUAUAACUCCACUAAUGCAUAACAGUGGCUUGGUGGGGGGAAAGUUAAGUUUCUUUUCUUUCUUUUUUUAAUACCCCUCUGCUUUUUUCAAAGUUUAGUGAAUGGUGGUUUUUACAAGGAAGCAAAACAUGUAUUGAAAUUAUCUCGAAGUGCUCUGUUAAGAUUUGUUCAUUCUCUCAGCUUCAUGAAAGCCAAAACCCAGUAUUUAAACAACCACAUUGCAUAUAAAUACACCAUCAUUUUUGAGAAAGUAAAAAGUUCUAUAGAAAUGCAUAUUUUAAAAUUUCUGUUUGGUCCCAUCCCAUGUAGUACAGUAAGUUCUGAGCUAGUUAAUGAGAGUGACUCAGUCCAAGGCCACCUCCUACAUUACUGAAAGUUUACGAUCACUUAUUACACCUUGUGAGCCCAGCAGCCUAUCUUCUUAUGAGCUUAGGAUUGCUGCUGAACUGUGGAGAUAAUUUCUUUGGGUUAGCGCCAAUGAAGUCAAUGCGUGACAAGAACAAUUUCUGCGAAUAGAACAAAACUUCUCAUUCUCCCCCACAACCGGUGUGCCCCCCUCAUCUCCCCCCAAUCUGCUCUGGAGAGUUGGGGAAACCACAGAGCAGAUUGGAGGGUGAUGGGGGAGGUGGCGGGACAAAGCUCUACUCACACAGCGGCUUUGUGGAAUACAACCCCUCUCCCCAUCCCUGUGGAAAAUUGGGAAUACGGGGGGGGGGAGUAUUACUAUUACUCCCAGUGUGAACAGGCUAUUUCCUUUCCUAUGAAACCCCUUUACUCCUCCCAUCACAACACGACCAGACAAACCAGGAAGACUUCAGUUGAACAUAGUUUCUUCUUUUUGUACCAACUGAGAAACUAUGCUUACUAGCUUGGGAGCAAGCCAGGAUAUUAAGACCGCUUUAAAUCAUGGUUUAACAUCCUGUCUUGUAUUAAAGCUUGUAACCAUAGUUUCCAAGUUUGAAUGGAAUGGGAAACUCUGGUUAAUUACAGACUUCCUGGUUUAAUCAGAUCUCACAUAAAGGAAGGGCCUAUUUGGCUGCAUGUGAGGCAGGGGGAGCUUCUUCGUUAAUUGAUUGCGCCAUGAUAAAACUGUCCAAAGUAGCUCAUUGCAUGAUAGUGCACAGUUGCUUGUUCUUCUCUCACCAUUCCUUUAGUGGUUAGGACCAGGACCUGAGAGACCAUGGCUCAAAUCCUCACUCAUGAAUCUCACUGGGUGACCCCCAACCAGGGAUGGCCUCUCAGCCUAACCUACCUCACAGAGUUGUUGUGAGAAUUAAAUGGGAAGGUGGAGAACCAUGUAUGCUACCUUGAAGUCCUUAGGGUGGGAAGUAAAUGCACUGAGUGAAUGAAUGAAUGAAUGAAUACUCCAGUGUCUUAAGUGUGCAUUUUAUGUCAGGACAAAUUAAGUGCACCAAAUAAAACAUAGUGGGGGGGGGAGCGGGCCAGAAAUGUGUAUGUGCAUGUUGUAUCUGUCAUGAAGAAUGGCUAGAAAGUGUUUGUAGCAAUUGUGCAACUAUAUUCCCCACAGAAAUCACAACUGCAAGAAACUGUGCUUGAAGAAUUGCAUUUUGCCAGGUACCUAAUAUUGUGGCUGAAACGCUUGGAAUAUAUAAUAUCUCUUCAAGCAAAGUGCAUUUGUGAAGGAUCACAUACACCUUGUGCAGAACAAACAUGAAACUAAUUCAUAGUUUGCUGUGCCUCCAACAUUUCUCUGAUGAAAAUAGGGACGUUCCAUUCCAUUAAUUUUACUAGUUCUACCCCACACAUCUUACUGGGUUGCCCCAGCUGCUCUGGGCAGCUUCCAACAUGUAUAAAAACAUAAUAAAACAUUAAACAUUUUUUUUAAAAAAACUUCCCUAUACAUGAUUGCCUUCAGGUGGCUCAGGGGUCAGAUAAUUCCAUACCCUCCAACAUUUCUCCAAUGAAAAUAGGGAGAUCCUAAGGAAAAGUGGGAUAUACUGGAAUCAAAUCAGAAACUGGGGUGGCUUCUCUAAAUCAGGGAUGUCCCUGGAAAAUAGGGACACUUGGAGGGUGUGCAAUGAUCUGAUUAUAUGCAAAGGACCUGGGAUACUUUGGCUGCAUGCAUCUCCUUCCCAAAGAUUCCAGUUUGGCUUCCCUUGGCUCUUUGUAUUCUGUAUCUUUAAAACCAGCAUUAGCAGGCAGUUCAUUUCAGUCCUUGAUUUAUAACUGAGUGUAUGUAAGGGGGGAGGGGAAAGAGAGAGCGCUCCAGCAUUCACUCUCUGCUGAAUUGCAGUUCUCCAUGGUCCUACAACAUCUGCAAAUAUUUACAGAGAUAACAAUAUCCAGAGGUCUGGCUUUUUUUGCUUUGUUUUUUCCUAAGAGAAGGUAGAAAAUGAAUCUUGAGCUGGGCUGUAAAAGGUAGAAGGCGGGGGGUCGUUUGGUGAUGGGGCACCAGAAGAGAGGGGGUUGUAAGACCGCAGUUUUUUAUAUCCAAGCAAGGCAGUUUUAGUGGCCCCAGGGUAGCAGACAGGAAGUAGCAAAUGUUUUCAGAUCCUUGUUGUUGCCGUUUCUCGGCCAGCCCCAAGCCACCAGCUCCUCCCACUGCUGCAUAACAAGUUGAAAGAAAGAGCAUGCAGCACUUUUGCAGAGAUGCUUGCCUUCACUGUAGAUCUGCAGAUAUAUUAUCCAGAGAUACCUGUCAUGAGCAUUACUCUUGCAAGCUAAUGUGGCCAUGAGGAUUCAAUUUACUGCUGUGUGUCAUUUGCCAACAAAAUGCUUUGCAAAGUCUUGAAUUUCCUGGGAGUGUCAUACAAUUUCUCGCGUCCCCCCCCCCCCUAAAUUGCAGCAUGCACUCAGCUGUUGUUCCAGCACACCCCUGUCUUCCAGUACACACACACACACACACACACACACACACACACAUCUUGGAAGUGGAUUAAAUUAACCACUGGGAUUCCCUGUCCAAACCAUUAUUUUUUGAUCUCCUGUGGGGAAAAGUGUGUGUUUAAAGCGGGCGUUAUCAUAUAAAGGACCGUGGGUGUCUUGAUGCUUAGAUGAAUGCCCUUCCAACGCCAGUCGCUUUCGUUUAAAGAAUUAGGGAAAGCUCUGCUGCUGUGAAUUGCAAUAACCUACUUGCUAAUCAGUUUUGUUUAAAAGCAGAAAUUGAUUUUCGACCCCUUUUUAAUUAAAACUGGUAAUUUGAGUGGAAUCACUCUAAUGUCUCUCCAGGAGGCACAGGAGAACAUUUUCUGAGUCUAAAGAAAGGGUCUUCAUGCUUGAGAUGAUACACUUGAGUGUGGGCAUGCUUGAAUCUCUUUGCAACUUCCUGGAUAUGGGCAGAGGGACAUUCUGGAAAUGAGGUGUCCCUUACCUGGGAUCUUGGAGGCAAGAAGUAGAAAAUGACUUACUUGGAGGAGGGGACCCCCUGCUCUUAGCCUCUUCCUGCCUAGGGCUACUAGGCAAUUCUUGGCAGCAAUUUCUACUUAGCUCUGCAUCGGCAUACAUCUUACCUUAGCUAAUUUUCUUCGUUUUGUUUUUAGCUUCUUGGUUCUUCCUCUGUCUCUUAGCUACUCUCCCUUGGCUUUUUCGUCAAGUAGCAGGAAGUAGUUGUCUCAGUGUGGCUUCAGGGCCUGAGAUGUUGGCUUAGGGAGAGGGGCACUUUCUCCUGGAACUGCAGAAAUUGCUCAGUGUAGGUCCAACUCCUCUCUCCUGGAAGAAACAUGAUGUGAAGGUCCAUCUCAUCCAUAGGUGCCAUGGGAACUGCAUGGUUAGCCAUUGCUUCACCAUCACAUGGCAGCAGGAAUGGAGGAGCCUCACUGCCAUUUUGCUUCCAUCUUCCCAACAGAAUGCAGAUUCUGAAGCUGCAAUGGAAUUCCCACAUGGGGACCAAAACCACUAGCAAUUUCUCACACUGUAUUCUCUCCUAAAAAUACAUUGCUGAUGACGACGGAGGUAUACCUAAAUUUGACACCCUUGUGGCUGCCUUCUCUUCUGUGGAAAAACUAAUAACUGAAGAAAGGAAUUGGCUCUAAGAGCUUUGAAGCUAAAGUUAUAACCCUCCAGGUUUCAAAAGUUGUUUUCGUCUUUUGCUCAAGCAGCAUUGCUGUGUGCCAGCCUUUUCCUCCAGAGGUUUUCAGCUACAGCUCCCAUUGGCCCCAAGCAGCAUGGCCAAAAGCCAAGGAUGAUGGUCCAACAACAUCAGGGGAGCACCAAGGUGGUAGAGUCCUUUCCGACUCUACAAUUCUCUGAUUGUAUUAUUCAUAGGUGGUUAGGAGAGGGCAUGGCCCAAGAUAGAUGUGAGAACAUGUUUGAAAGCUUAUAUGCAGAAAACCAAGGCGUCAAGGUCUGGAACUCUUUUUGUUUCCUAUAAGUUGGGAUCCUUUGAGGUCAGAGUUUUGAAGGCUUUCUUAAUACAUUAAUACUUAAUAUAUUAAGUACUCCUUAAUACUUCCUCUUAUGUAUUAGGGAACAUACACAUUAGUGGCUUAAAAUGCAGCAAGGUCAUUUCCCCCCUGCUGUGUUUCAAGUCGCAUUUGCUGUUACUCUACACACUUGUGAGGGGGUGGAGAUGUCUUCAUCCAGUAGGCAUUAUAAGAUUUUGUUCCCUGCGACUGCAAACCCCUGUCAUCUACACAUGUGCAACAGCUGCCUGAACUGUGCAUACUUCAGUGUAACUUCAGCCUGCGUUUUCAAAUUGGAUAGAAGCUGGUUCGAGGGGAAACGCAUCAAACAACAGUCUUUCUCAACAAACUACAGAAUUGUGGCCACCAUCAUGUGAACUCUGCUUCAGACACCAGUGGAGUGCACAGAGUAAAUGACAGUGUGUGCUUAGCCUUUGUUUGGCCUGUGGGUCAACAGGGUCAUAGAAUCGUGGAGUUGGAAGGGACCCUGAGAGUUACCUAGUCCAAGCCCCUGCAAUGCAGGAAUAUCAGCAAGUUCAUACAUGACAGGUGAUCAUCCAACCUCUGCUUAAAAACCUCCCAAGGAAGAGGAUCCACCACCUCCCAAGGGAGACCGUUCCAUGGUCAUCUAUAAAAUGUUGCUUCCUGGACCCCAGCUUUUGUAUACCACUUCCGAGAUGUGCCUCUAUCCUGACCCAGAUGAUAAUAUUAUGCAUGAAUCUUGUUUCUGGAUAAGAGCAGAUGGACAUUACAUCCCACCCCACCCCCUUUCUGGUUUCCAACUGGUUUGGGUUUCUAAGAAAUAUCGCUUAUUCUUUAACUAAUUGAUUGCCUGUUUUUAUGUUCUUAUCUUAUGUUCUUUGUAUACUGUCUUAGUUUCAUGAGGGUGGGGUACAAAUAAUAAAUUGUUGUUGUUGUUGUUGUUAUAUUAUUAUUAUUAUUAUGUUUGGCUCUGUUUUGUUGGUUCCCUAGUUUCAAAUUCCAGUUCUAAGCUUUCGUUGUAUCAGUCCUGAGAAGGAGGGAGCUCCGUUCUGUGUUUCCAGUUCCCAGGCUUCUUAGAAAUACGAUGUACCUCUUUCAGAAUGCCACUGUUCUCAGAUUGUAAGGUCUGUGGGAACAGGGGCUGCCUCCUCAUCCUGCUUAUGCAACUCUCUAAAGUGCUAUGUAUAAUGAUGGUGCUCCAGAAAGGAGAUACACCACGAAAGGCAAAAUCUCCUUUUUGCUUUGACUCAAGGGGUUGUGGGGUUUUUCGGGGAGGGUGGUGUGCUGCCGAUGAUGCCAAGAUUGCAGGUUCAGUCCCUGUAUGGGACAAUUGCAUAUUCCUCCAUUGCAGGGGGUUGGACUGGAUGAUCCUUAGCUUCCCUUCCAACUCGGCAAUUCUAUGAUUCUGUUAAGGGUAAGAAUAUGGGUGUGCUAGUUGUUCCUAUGUUAAUCAACCCAUGUUUUUAAAAGCAGCACAAGAAUCCAUCUAAUCCUGCAUCCUCUUCUCAGUAGUGCAGAGAUGGAGAAUAUGUAGCCUUCUACAAGUUGUGUUCCAGUCUGAGCCAGUAGUCCAACAACAUAAUGGGCCACAGGUUCCCCAUCCUUGCAGUUGUGGUUAGGCAGGUGCCUUUGAAAAUGCACAGGCAGAGCUUGAUGGUGAGCUUUUUUGUCCCCAGCCCCUAAAACCUGUUCAUGAGGAAGCCCAGUCUAUCUAGGGCUAGUAAAACUGACCUCUGUGAGGAACGCUUUAAAAAGCAUUUUUGCUAGUGGUCAUCCUUGCAUCCUGUGGAAAAACAGUUCUAAGUUUAGAUAAAGAUCAGUUGUUUUAUAUUGUGCAGUUGGUGCACAAAGGGGGUUCUUAACUGAGGAAGGAAGCUUGGGUUCUGUUUUGGAUCUUUUCACUUGACAAUUUUAAGAAAUUGGGCAUAACGUGGACUUCUUGACCGACCUGUUAAGGUGCUCUGCCAUUCACUACUCCUAUGCAUGUGAUAAUUGGCAGAGGCUUGCCACUGUCCUUGAGGCUAAUGCCAAAUAGUGUGAAAUAGUGAGUGGCUGUGUGGGAAAAGUCCCUAUCUACAUUAGACUCCUUUCCCUUGUCUCUAAUGAAUGAGAUUAUCCUCCUCCCCACUGCCCUCCAGAAAAAGUCACAUAAUACUUGCCAACUUUGACGUUCAAGUACCGUUCCAUUGCCUGUUCCCAGUGUUAUGGGAUCCUCCCUAAUAUGCUUCACAAUCUGCUAUGAGAUUCAAUAUUUUGAAUAUUUAAAAAAGUAUUCUGCAGAUUUCAUCCAUUGGUUAUUUGUACCAUUUCCAAGUAAUUGAUUGUGUUUAAAAACCACACAUCUUAUCCAAGCUCCAGAUCUCCUGCAAUUUUUCAACCAGCUGAUCUUACAGUGGUGUCUGGUUGCUUUUUUCUUUUUAAGACAUGUGGGUCUGCCUUAACCGUUCUGUAGCUUACUGACAUAAAGAAAGACAGUGGUUUUGCCAGGGUUUUUCCCUCUUUUGCAGAAUUUUUAUUAGGCUUGCUCUGUUUAUCCAUGGUAUUCUUCUGGGGUCCCCAGGUUGCACUUGUGGACACGGUGUUAUUCUCAAAUCCCCUCCAAGGCCACCAAACACCCCAAAAAUUUAAAGAAAUUGCGUUUGGUUUGGUUAGUUAGCAGCUUUUAAAGAAGGGUCUGGGGCUUGGGGUUUUUUUGUGGGGAGGUUAUAGGGUUUCUCUGCAUGUUGCUUGUGGAGGGAGUUCUGAGCAGCACCAGUGUCUUCUGUAAAAUGGAUGUUUUAUUAGAUUUCCAAUUGUGCCUCCAAGCCCAAAAUGUUUGCGAUUUCUGUUAUAAUCGUCCUUUUCUUUAGCUAAUUUGGAAAUACCGGUGCAUAAAAAUGUACAGUGGCCAAACUGGCAAAGUGCAACUUCUCAUCCAUUUUCUAAAUGACAUUUUGCUACAAAUGGAGUUUGGUUCCCAUACAUACUUCUGCAAUUGCAAAAGAAACCUCUCAAUGUGGAUGCUUAUUAGUAGCAUAGACAUCAAGUAAUGGGACACCUAGGGGUGGUUCAGCUAUAAAUGGCUCUCUUAAACUGUGGUAAAGAAAUAGAGAACAGGCCAUGAAAUCACUUUGUCCCUUGCCUUACCCUCCCUCCUGUCUAAAACAAAUUUGUCCUACCCACCUUGAUCAUAGUUUUAAGCAUUACUUUGGUAUCAAUAUUACAUGGUGAUUGGGGCUGUCCUCUUAACAAGGAUUUAAAAAGUGCAUAAUCCUGUGACUUACUCCUGGUCAAGAAAGGUUUUUCAUUAUGUCUGCAGGCAUUAAUGCAGAAAUAACACAUCUGUGUUACUACUCUAUAGAAUCAAUAUGUCGUUCCAUGAUGGAAGAAAGGCAGGAUAAAUAUAAGGAAAUAAAUACUUCAUUUUGUAUUGGCCAUGUUCAUUAACGGAGACUAGUGGGCACUUCAGCAAUGGUAAAUCUGUGAUGUCUACUUAAUUGAUGAAGGUUGGCACUGGCUUCUUAAAAUCCUGAGGUUCAUCUCUCAACAUUUAUUAUGUGGAGAGGCAGGAUUCCUGAUUUAGGCAAGGUUAUUUUAGAUUUAUGUUUUAGCCUUUAAUUAUUUCAAUAUAGGAGAACCACAAAAUAAUUUGCUCAUAAGUUCAAGUAAGGAGAGGUUGAUAACUGAAGGCUAAGAAGCUUCUACAUUAUAGCAGUAUGGCAAGUGCUGGCUCUGUAAGAUCAGAGGUGAAGAUUUUGAAAGGGAUUAUUGGCGUAAAUUUCCUAUGGAACUUUUAUUCCUGUGUUUGGUGAAUACCUAUGAGAAUGUAAAUCCUGUAGGUCACUACUUGCUGUUCUGUAGUUGCAAUGAAGUAGUGGGAACAGCAUUAAGUAUUCUUAACUUCCUUGAGGUGUUUCCCUGCCCCCCAGUCCUAUGAACAUUUUAUCUUAAAAACCAAUUUACUUGAUUGUUGCCAUUAAUGAAUGUAUGUGAAGUAGUUGAAUAGUUGGGUAGUCGCUCUGAGCUUUCCAAAAACGGUUCUUAUUUGGAACUGCUGGAUUUCCUUUAGUACUUGGCUAAUGAUACAGUUGGGAAAGAUAAUGGUUUUGUCGUUUUCUUUUCACUACCCUUUUCAAUUAACAGCAGAUUAUUUCUGCUUGCAAACUACAGUGUGUCAGAAAAAGAAGUUAUCUCUUUAGGUGACAUGGGUGAAGCAAAGGACUAUAAUCUUUUAGGUUAUGUCUUUAGUAGAAAAUAUUCCAUGUUCUCACACUUCUUAUAGGGGAAACUAGCAUGGGGUAAUGGAUAGUAUUGGACUUCAACCAAAGAGAUUCAUUUUGCAGUGAGCUUUGCACCAGACUCCUCUCCUCUGAAUGUACUUUGCCCUGAGCUCAGUGUAAGAAAGGUGGGAUUAAGACAGGGGUAGGCAACCUAAGGCCCAUGGGCCGGAUGCGGCCCAAUCGCCUUCUCAAUCCGGCCCACGGAUGGUCCAGGAAUCAGCUUGUUUUUACAUGAGUAGAAUGUGUGCUUUUAUUUAAAAUGCAUCUCUGGGUUAUUUGUGGGGCAUAGGAAUCCAUUCUCCCCCCCCCAAAAAAAAGUCCGGCCCACUACAUGGUCUGAGGGACGGUGGACCGGCCCAUGGCUGAAAAAGGUUGCUGUGAAUAAAAUGAAAAAGAUGUGAAUAAAAUAAACUUGCAUAUAAACUAUUCUAUAAAAUAAAUUAGAUUGAUAAAAUGGGGGUAAUUCCUUUGUUCCAUGGAGACUUAGGUAGAUCAUAUUAGCUACAUGGCUUCUUGGUCAAAGCUACUUCAAAUAUGAUGUUAAUAGACCUAAAAUAAGAGUUUCUUUUUGAGCUUACCAUUGACAUGUUUGAUAGAAAUGUGGGAGUCAUGAAGCAAGGCAUUUCAGAGGUCCAUGUUAAUAUAUCUGGGACAAGGAGCAAUUGUUAUGCAUUUGAAUGAAUCCAACCCAGGUUCUAGGCUACGUUCUGUUACGUUGCAGUUGCGUAUAAGCCCAGUGCUGACUUUUCCUGGUCUAAAAGAUGCUUCCCAUCCUCCUCUACCAUGAAAGUCAUACCCAAGCUUCAUUAGGAUUCUGCAGUCAUGAAGACCUUGACAUUGUUCUUCCAGACAGAGUGGAAAUGUUAAGCUCUAGGACUCAUAUGCAGCUACUGCUUAGAGGCGAUCAGAGAGGGCUUAGGCAGUCUCAAUGGCUGAAAGCAAGCUACCAUUGAUAGCAGCAACAGUUGCCUACCCAUUGCCAUUUCGUUGGGUUGGGUUGGGCUUCACCUCACACAGAGAAUUACUCAGUAGAAGUUUCAUUUAAAGUGGGAGUUUCUUUGGUCUAGAGAAGAUAAAGUGUUUACAUGAAGGUAGCACAUUUACAGACAGAGGUUACAGAGUGCUCUGAUCAAAGCAUCUCAAAGGCAUCCACAUAGCAGCCGACUUUUUCUGUUCCAAUUUAAAUUGUGCAAUCUUUAUGUGUUUACCAUCCUAGAGACCAUUUUCAGUUGACUUUAAAAUAAUUGUAUUACUUGCAGUAUGCUCCUGACAACUCCUUCCUUUAAUUGUGUGUAAUUGAAAAAGUUGUUUUUGAUUUUCUGGAACCUAAAAGAGGCACAAGGACUUUAUGUGGUUUUGUGAAGGGGUCAAAGCACAUGAUAAGCUAGUGCUGAGAACAAAUUCUCCUUGCUGCACAGUGAUUGCGUCUUAAAAGUUGAUUUUUGUUAGGUACAAACGCUUCCCAUGCAUUUCAAAAUAUGUACCUCGGGUUACAUACGCUUCAGGUUACUCCACUACCCCAGAAAUAGUACCUCGAGUUAAGAACUUUGCUUCAGGAUGAGAACAGAAAUCGUGCUCCGGCGGCGCAGCAGUAGCAGGAGGCCCCCAUUAGCUAAAGUGGUGCUUCAGGUUAAGAACAGUUUCAGGUUUAGUACAGACCUCCGGAACAAAUUAAGUACUUAACCCAAGGUACCACUGUACUUGAUAGCGGGGGUCUAAUUCUGUGCUUUUAAGUAUUUGAAAUGGGGGGAAAGCUACAUUUGAAACAUCAUACCGAACACUAUAUUCAUGUAUUUUGUUUAUAGAUAUCAGUACUAGAGAAAAAAAUAACCUGUGAGAAGCAACCCUUAAUUCUCAGUUAAAGGAGUUAAUGAGCAAAUAUUAGCACCCUAUGUACAAUGGAUCUUAUUAAUGCAAAGGAAAAUCAGUUUCUACGAUCCCGUAAACAUAACCUGGAGGAUCAGCAGAGUGUCUGCUUCUGUUUAGAGCUCUGUUUGCAUCUUUCCGUGUUAACUCUUUAACAAUUUCUCCCCCUCUUUUAUUUACAUUGCACUCAAGUUUCCCUGGUACAAAAGAUUUGCAGGUGCAAAUAUGUCCUGCCUUCAUUAACUUCCCCUCCCCUUUUAAAUUUAUGUGAUUUCAAUUUUCCUUCCCUGUACUGUUAAUUAGGGGAUCCUCUAAUCAGUACCAUUAUCACAGUGGUAUUCAUGUUUAGGAAAGCUGCUAAACAAAUGCUUGCAAAAUUGCUAAAUGGCUAAUUAAUGUCUGUUAAUUAAGAAAAUUGCUCAUGGUAACAAACCGUGCCAUUGCUGGCAGCAGCUAGAAGGCGAACACUUGUUGAAAUUACUAACAUGGCAGGUAUAGAACAUCUGUUCCUCUGCUUUUCCUGAAGUGUGUAGCUGAUUCUCAUAAUGUACUUACAAGUCUUGUUUGCUUUCCAGACCAAUUACAAUUUUGUGUUUGUUUGAGAGAGAAAAAAUUACACAGGGAACAUGUGUACAUCAUAGUGCGAAUUUGGUUAUUCAUGUUCAAGAACACACUUUUUUUGAAAUAAACUUCUUGUUUUCCGGGAUUCCAGGAAUGGAGGGAAUUAAAAUGAUGUUUAAUCCUACAGCCCUGCAUUGCAGGGUUGAAACUAUACAAAUGAAUCUUUUUCUUCUCAGGCGCAUAUAAGACCCCCCCCCCAAGGAAAAUCAUAUCUGCAUGCAAGAUUAAUUGUUGCCUCAAUAGAUAGUUAAUCUUGGUGAAGGACCACAGUUCUGGUCUCAAAAAUGUGACACUAUAGUCUUGUGUGUAGAAAUGAUAAGUUAUUGCUGCUGCUACAAACUUCCUAGAGUUGGAAGUCUAGGUAAAGUUAUUAAGCAUGUUAUUAAGCAUUUUUAUUUUUAUUAUUAUCAUCAUCAUAAACCUUCUUGUUAACUUUCUCUUGUUCUAAAUUCUUAACCCAAGUGGCAAAUGAAAACACAGAAAAGUACUAUUGCUAAUCUAAUAGGAAUAUAUUGUGGGUGAGCUAGUUUUGUAUGUGUUCUUCAAGCACUUAUCCAGAUGCAUUUAAUAGUGCAGGCUUGUGGAAGACUGAAACCGUACAGUGCAGUACACCUGGGGGGGCUUUUUGUUCAGCUUGCAUAAGUUGUAUUGCCCAGACCCAUAUCAUGAUCCAUACAGCCAACGCAGAUUUGCAUUUUGUUUUGUUUUGUUUUUUUGUUUACCCAAAUCUGCUGAAUUACAUAAUUUGAAUAAAGCGUGCCUGAACGCGGGCAGAUGCCAGGGCACAGUUGGCGGACAUGUUGCGUUUCUGCGGUGCCAUGUGUGCAAUUUCCAGUGUGAGACUAGACGAGGCAGGUUUUUUCCCACCCCCACUCCAGAUAUUUUGGAGACUUUUUUGUGUUAAUUGAGAUCACAGUUUGCAUUUAUUAAGGUUCGGCAAUGAAAAUGUUUGCUCGCAGGUUAUGUGCCGCCACACAUUGCACCUAUUUUAGUCUGUCCGCACAGCAGUAAAAUUCCAGCACCGAGCAGCAAUUCCAGCGUUGGACUCACUAGCGAUCCCAUCACAAAUGUCAGAGGGCACAAGCUGUUUCGCUCACUCAAAAUUAACAGCUCAUUUGAUGUGCUUUGACAGUUAUUGGUUCUUUGCCCGCAUUCUCCCCCCCCCCCCCGCCCCCCAAUUUCUAUUUCUUUUUCUUUUGGAAGUUUGCGAUGUUCAGAAACAAAAUAUUCAUUCCCUGUGAAGAUUCGCCAGCUUCUCCUGUUAAGCCAGCUCUUUUCCUGCACAUUCAUGUGCCUGACCUAUAACCACCUUCUGCUAUCUAACCUCACAGGGACCGCCUGGCUCUCAGCCCUCGCCACACGCACAGCCUCCACCUCACAACCCCAACAGCAUGAUGGGACCCCACAGUCAGGUAAAGACAUCGCAGGGCACUGCUGUGAUAUGUGUGUUCUGUGUGAACUCUCAAAGCAUGUGGGAGCCACACCCUUCCGCUAACUUAACCAGCGAGCAGCUCCAGGGUAGUUUGCGGAACGUUGUGAAUUUACAUCCACUCAAGAUCCCGGGACCCCAAAAUUGUUUUCAUUCCACCUCAUCUCACCUCCGCUAGGAAGUCUGUUCCUCUUGGCUGCAUUUGUUCCAUUGACAUCAGAUUACAAAGUAGCUUUCGAUUUUCAGACAUGCUAAUUUACAUACAAAUAUCAUUUUUUCUAAUCCUCCACCCCCCCAACCCCGAACAGCAUUAAGACAAUCAUUGUACGGUUUAAGUGCUUGUUUUCACUACUUGUCAUUGAAAUGUUUUAAACUCUUCUCUUCCCCAAACCGCACUUUCAUUUACCAGUCUGUUUAAAAAGUAUCUUAAUAUUCGCUUGGUACUUUCAUUUGUGCUAAUUUUAAUUCUUGUCAAAAAUUAUUAAACCAUCCUAACCUUAAACAAAUAAAUACAGUAAAGCACAACAAAUGUCAAAGACUUAAGAGUCUAAAUAUUUCUUAUCAGCAGGGUUUUGUUUUUUGUUUUAUUAAAAAAAUCCUUCUGUGUGUAUAUGUGUCAAGUUUAAUUACAAGUUGAAUGGAAUGCAGUAUAUUAAAUCUUUCAUUCAUUUGGCCUGGAAUUCACCUCAGAAAUGUUGUGCUAAUCAAAUGCUCGGUUUGGGGAGUUUGUGUGUACGUGUGUAGAAUAAGGGAAAUACAAUCAAUUUUGGUAUUUUAAAGAGCAGUUGUGAAGGAAGUGGUUAUAAUGUUUACUUCCACUUUUGAGCGUUCAUUGCCACUGAACUAAUUUUAUAUGCUUACAGCCUUUUAUGUCACCAAGAUACGCAGGAGGUCCCCGGCCCCCAAUCAGAAUGGGAAAUCAGGUAUUGUAUUUCUUCAGUAUUCGCAGCUAAAACACGAUUGAGGCUUAAGAUGUUUAUUCUUUCAUUCAUGUACUUUUUAACACUGGGGUUGCAAUGAGUUACCACACACAGACACACACACCCCGUUUCUUAAAGGGGGAAUUGUAAAGCUCUCAGGUGAUCUUUUGCCACAAGAUAAUAAAUGCAUAUAUGUAGUAAAUAGUGGGAGCUUGAGGGCAGAAGGAUGUCCUGUCUGUAGCCAGCUUGUCGUUUGUAAGUGGAGUUCAUGCAAACCAGAUUGUAAGAUGUGCACAGAAGAUUUACCGACUCUCCAAAAAAAAUCUGCCAUCCUAUUGAGUGUCAUGCUUUUCUGGCCUUUCUUGACCAAUGAUCACAUUAAAUUCCUCUUUGAAAUUGCUGCAGGAGGCUAGAACAUAACAAGAACUCUGUUGGAUUAGACCAAAGGCUUAUCUAGUUUCAGCAUCCUGUUUCCCACAGCAGCCAACUAGAGAUGCCUCUUGGGGAAACCCACAAGGAGGACAUGAGGGCAGAAACUCUCCCUCCUGCUGCGGUUUCCCAGCAACUAGAAUUCAGAGGUAUUGUGCCUCUGUUCCUGGAGGUAGCAUAAAGCCAUCACGACUAGGUAGCCCUUGAAAGCUUUGUCCUCCAUGUACACUAACCACCUGCACAUUUCCAAAACAAUAACAACAACAAUAUUAAGGAAUCUUGCAUGCAAUUUAAAUUCCUUUUUAUAACUCUGUGCAGGAUUUAAAAAAAUUAUAUAUAUAAUUGUGGUUUACGUGUUGUUGUUUUUUAAAAAAUGUACAUCCAGUGCCAUCACACUCACUUACGGCUUUGUAAGUGGACUUGCCAAAACUGGAUCAGAGAGUUACCAUGUUCUUGGCUAUGUUGGAUCUCACCUAUCCUCAGUUGCAGAGGUCCUCUGUCCAUUUUGUUUGAACUGUGCAUAGCUCCUUAAGGGACCCAUAAAGCUAUGCAGGAGUUUCACGGCACCUUUUAUGCAUCACAUAUUUCUAAGUUUUGUAUCAAUAUAUUCAUUUUGGAAUACCAGUUCUCUGUCUAAGUUACAGCCAACAACUUCUAUUAAGUAGUGAUGUUAAGAGGGAUCUGGACUAUUUUUAAAAAAACAUUUUUUAAAGAAAAUGUCCAAAUCGCAAACUUGCUUAUAGCUAGACAGAGAGAGACGAUAUCUGUCUUUUCUCUCCAGCUUUAUCAAAAUAUGGAAGGCACAUUAUGAAGUUGAAAGGAUUUGUUGCCCAAGAAAAAAGGAAUCUUACCAUUUCUACAAAACGCGUUGACGUAUUUUAAAUACAAAUGGCAUCAUCACAAUCUGUUCACUUCUGUUAAGUAAGGAAGGAAGGGGAAACGCUAUCACCCUUGUUGAUGAAAUGUCAUCUGUGUUGGCAAACAGAUAACUUUCUUUAACGCAGUGCAUUUCCCAAAUGUAUACCUUAAAAUUGCACUGGCAUCAGUAGCAUUUCAUUCAAGGACCUUCACUGUGAGACUCAGGCUGCAUAUGGAUGACUGUUUUUUUAAAAAAUGAAGAUAUAUGAUAGAUUCAUGAGGAAUGGGAUAUGUGCAUGUGGGCAUCUGCAGGGAAGAUAAGGAGAAUAUCACCCCCCUCACCCACCUGAUAAGCCAUCUUUCCUGGAUUCCAAGUUUUCAUUACAAAAAGAAGUGGAGGGGAAGUAAGUCUUCAGCCCUUGUUGAACCUGAAAUAUGAGGCAGAAUAUUCAGGUGCUACUCUGCUCAUUUGUUUUGUUAAAACAAAAUAAUGAGCCUGUUCCUCUUUCUGUAUCUUUAGCCAAUGAAUGAAGGCAUAGCAAUGACUGAUGUUUAGGAAAGCAGAUCUAGCCAUUUAGGCAAGAGAGAAAUGGUAUAUUUAAGAAACUUCCUGGCUCAUUUUAAAGCUUUUAUGUUUUUCUCCAAUGAGGAAAUCGUUGUUGUCGAAUGGGGGGGGGGGCGGAGUCAGGUACCUAGACGUUUAGUGUAGCUGAGACUGGAGUAAAAGUACCCCAAACCAAAAGGUAGCAGCAAAGAUGGAAGUUCAUGAUCUUUCUAACUCGGGUCUUAUUUCUUAUUUCGCACCCCCCCAAAAAAGUGACACCCCGUGAGUUUGUAAACCGUGGACUCAGCUGUGCAGCUGCAAAUGUGUUGUGAAGUGCAAUACACUAGACACUAGAUGGCAACUGUGAGCUAUAGCAAAUUCAAUGUAUUUUUCAAAAGGAUUUUUUUCCACAACAUUUUAAAGCAACAUUUUCACAACAUUUUAAAAAUGCAUGCAGAUUCUACCCUGAUCAAAACUUACCCCACCAGUGCAGGUAAACUCCAGCUAUAUAUGUUUAUUUAUAAAAAAUUAAAUACAACUUUUCAAUUCCAAAGUGGUCCCAAAGCAGUUUACAGUGAAAAUAAAUAUAAACCUAGUGAUAAAACAAAGCAGUUCACACAUUAAAACCUGCAGUAAUGCAGGCUAUACUGUACUAAAACUCCAGAGCAGAUUCAACCAAGCUCUUCAAAAACCUGGGAGGGCAGUUGUUUAUGUCAAAGAAGGUCCUGAAUGGCAUGGCUUCUAAGUGAUGGUGCCAUUACUGAUAAGGCCCUACCCUGUAUCCCCACACUGUGAACAAGAAGGAGCCCCCUGAGACAAUCCAAGAGCCCAGGCUGGGUGGUGUGGGUGGAAGUGCUCCAUAAGAUACCUUGGUCCCCAUCCAUUAAGGGGCUUUUUAAUUAUGCAUUUUCAAUAUGCUUGUGGAAUAUAUAGGUGCUUAUGAAGGAUGCUUAUAUGUAGCAGGUAACUGGAGGGAGGGUGUUUACAAAACACCCACGAGCUAGAUAAACACAGGUGAACUUAAGGACCAAACCUAGAAGAAUACUUAGCAUCAAAAGAGUUGCCACAGUCAAUUAGCCCACCCAAACACCUGGAGCUAUUUUACUCUGGCUUUAUGGCAUGAGAAGCAUGAUUUUUGAAAGCGCCCAUGAACUCUAGAAAAAGAGGCUUGUUUUCUGAAGAAGGCCAGGAGUGGACAAAAUUACAAAUUGUGUCAGUAAACCCAUUUGGCCAAGGUAACGCAAAGGUGAAAGGCAUUUCUAGAAGACCAUCAACAACUGGAAGGAAAGGACUGUUUAAUCCUUCCUUCUAAUUCUCCCCUAGAAAUCCCCUUUUUUCAAUGGGCUAGUAGACAAGGGGGUUGUAGCAUUCAACUAUGCACACGUGACACUCUAGGAACUGAUGAUAGAUGAACUGGGAUAAAUAAGAGAUAUCACUUACCCAUUCAGGGAAUGAAACUGAGGCCAUUCUCCACCUACAUGUGUAUUGUGAAAAUGAUGUCCCAUAUGUUACAUUUUUCUCAUACAAAUAAAUGGUACUUUUAAAAAUGCUGCUUUUUUUCAUGCCACUCCCUCUGCCAUACCUACCUUUCGCUGUUGGCUUAGGGGAAAGUCGGCCAAGAAUAACUGGAAUGGGGGGAAAGUUUUCCUGUUCCUUUUUGAAGGAGGAUUUCUAGGGAAGAUUAAGCCUAUCCUCGAAUCAACCAGGUUUCCUCUGCAGUGCCCACACAAUGGCAAUAUGAGACAAACGCAGGGCUUAUAGCAUAAGGGGGCUAUUCUGCCCUCACCCUCAUCAGUAAAUUGACCCAUUUCCUUGAAGUCUAAUGCUUUUGAGUAUAGAUAUAAAAGCAGCUGAGCCAAAAGGGCCUUCAGCCCAUGACUGGUUUUUCUAAUUGCAGCAGCGAAUGUAGCAAAGCAAUAUUGAUAAUUGUACUGUGCAUCUCCCAAGUAUUUGAUUUCCUCAAAUUUGUUUCCUUUCCCCCAUAGCCUCCAGGGGGUGUUCCUGGUACACAGCCCUUGCUGCCCAACUCAAUGGACCCCACACGACAACAAGGUAAAUGUGAUUCGGCUUGUCUGCAGGUGUUCUUUCCCCUUGGCCUAUGCUUUCACCAAGUGCAUUACUCUCCAGUAAUAAAGUAACAUCUUCCUGUCUCUCUUCCCUCACUAGGGCAUCCCAACAUGGGAGGGCCGAUGCAAAGGAUGAAUCCUCCACGAGGAAUGGGGCCCAUGGGUCCAGGUCCACAGGUAAAACCUGGGCAGAGCAUUUCCUACCCUGUCCAGUGCCAAGCAAUAGCUUUGCUACGAAGUUAGCGAGCAAAACAUCAUAAAAGCAGCCUCUGGGAGCUUGAAGAGCUAGGAGCACUUCCAUUCCUCCCAAACCUUUUCUUCCUCACCAUUAGCGAUAAUGCAUUUUACAUUAGUGUGUUUACAUGUGUCUGGAUGGGGGGUGGGGGGGAAUCCCACCUUCCAACAUCUAGUUAUGGCUUCAGAAGUGAACAUCCUCAUAUCACGUACUUCAUGUGCUCACCUGCUCCCACCUUCCAUCUUUGCUCUUUUCAUCCAAAUGGGCAAACUCUGGUUUAAUUGGACUCUGGUCAGGAAAGAAUCUUACAACUUGAGAUGCUAACCCUUAGGUGGGGUGGGGGUUUUGCGGGUACAAUGCUGAAUUUAUUUCACUUAAUUGUUUUUUGGAAUAAAAAAAAUUGCUGCAGUCUAUUCUGCGCUUUAUAGCACCAGCAGACACCCUAUCGACUAUGCAGGUCGACCCAAAAGGUGCUUGCUUUUUCUUUUCUUUUUUGCUGCCCAGCAAAGUUUAUUUGAUGUCCAUACUUCGCAUUUACUACAUACUGCAGGAGGAAUGAUGGAGGGAAGAGGAGGGCUGACAGGUUACUUCUCAGAUGCAUGCCAUGGGCCAAUCAUGGCGCGUAUCUGCUUUUAUAUAGUUCUGGUUCAGUCUUGGAUCCCAGCAUUGCUACCUCUGGUGGUAGCAUCCCCUCAGCAGAACUCCACUCAGGGAAAGCUCCCACCAGUGGAUGUUGUGGGAGGUGGCAUUCACCUACUCACCCCUUCCUUCUGCAGCCCCUUGCAUCUCCCUAAAAUCGGCUCUGGAGGGUUGGAGGCUCUCUGGGACAGGGGGAAAGGGUUGUGGGGAGGGAGAGAACACAGCAAAAAGCUCCUUCCCCACUUCCUCUUCUGGAUCAAGCACCUUGUGAGGACGGAAGGAACAAUUCAGUUAGUUGAAUCCGUACCUCAAGGUUUAACCCUUAAGGAUCUGGACAACUUCGUAGGCUGCCUAGAAAGCCAUUGCUCCUAGAUACCUAAUUCUGUUGCAAUACGUCUGUUUUGUGGGUUCUGUUGGGACUCUCUGAGCCAACGGAUCAGUGUGAGAAGCUUCCAAGGGGACAGAUGGAGUCAGAUGGUGAAGAGAGAGAGAUACAAGGUCCUCUCUCCAGUCUCUCGGUUGGUCCACUUUUUGUGCCAUGGUUGGAUCAGGUUAUUGAGGUGCAUGAUGUAUAUUUACUUGUUAUAAAUAAGUGUUGACGGAUGGUACUGAGGAAUGUGCAUCUCUUCUUUCACAGGCUUGCCGCUUCCCUGUGGACCUUCCUUUGCAAUCCUGCUCUCUCCUUGUUCUCUUAGCAUGCUUCUUCCUGAAACCUGACAAGCUCAGAUACCUCUCUUUGCUUUCUCAUAUUAAACUUUAGGGACAUUCAGGCCAGAUUUUCCUUGACUUGGGAUAGAUGAUCAUUUAACUCGUGGUCUCUUAAAGUAUUGCUCAUGUAACCAUAUGGAAAGCCUGGUCAUUAGUAAUACUCAGCUACACAAUGAGGCUUUUCUGUAGUGUCCAAUCCAAUAGAUUGAGGCACCUGUAUCACAUGGUUUGAUACUAGAGAUGACCAGCUUGCCACAUGUGCACUUCAGAAAACAGUUGUAGGGGAACCAUAACCAGUAGCCACAUUUUAGUGAGGUCCCUUGCACUUUCUGAAACUUCUUUUGGUAUUAGCCAUCUGUGCAGUGGCUCAGUUCAGACAGCCUUCCAAGCCAUGAUUAUGGUUCAGUGUUUGAAGGAACAGCAUAGAAAACCGGCUACAGAUUUAACACCAGAACCCCAGCACACCAUGAGUCCCUCACUUAAAACUGAUACUAAGAAAAUGUCAGCAUACCAAGGGAUGUAUUAACAGGGCCUAGUACACGUCAGAAAAGCGGCUUGCUUCUUUCCCUUCCAUCUCCCCUGUCAUUUUUACUAAUACUAUCAGGUUUGUCAAUUUCAGCAACUGUGAAAUCGUAAUCAUUUAAAGUGUUGAACUACCACUUUAAAAGGGGGGGACGUGCAUAAAACGUUUCCUUGGGUUUCCUUGCAAAUCGCUUUCAUCCAGUAAUACCCUGUGAAGUUCUUUGGAUCUGCAGCUGCAGCAAAAGUGUUGACCCUUACAAACACCAUUCCUAGGUAGCCACCUGUGAUAAGUCAGCCCAGCACUUAAGGUUCUGCUGCUAUUACCAGAUUAACCUCAGGGUCAGCAAGUGUAAGGAGAAGGCUUUAAGUCAGACCAUCUGUUUUCAGGCUAGGACUGGCAAUAGCUGAGCAGGAGGCAUAGGCAAGUGCAGAAGGAGGGCUUAGACCUGGAGAAAGUGGGCAGAAUAAUAGUUGCCUGCUAUUAGGAACAACUUUACUCGAAAGGUCUUGAUAACUCUGUGACAGCAUCGUUGCAAAGAAAACAAUUGGAAUAGGUGCAGUAUGAGCCCACGUUUCAAUCUUCUGCAUCUAAUUUAUACAAAUCAAUCCUGUUUAUCAUAAUACAUCAGCCUUCGUCUACCCAGGACCUUCAAGUUGUUGUCCAUUCACCCCAGCCAGCAUGACCAAUGAUCAGGAAAGGCAAAAGUUGUAGUCUGGAGACCCCCGGGUUUGGAAAGGCUGUGCAGCAUAGCAUCUGAAGCAGAGUGCAAAAGAGGAAGAUAAAUACCAUAUUUUUCGCUCUAUAAGACGCACUUUUUCCCUCCUAAAAAGUAAGGGGGAAUGUGUGUGCGUCUUAUGGAGCGAAUGCAGGCUGCGCGGCUAUCCCUGAAGCCUUCUCUAAAAACUAGGCGCAUCUUAUGGUCGGGUGCGUCUUGUAGAGCGAAAAAUACGGUAACUGAACUUCUUGAUACUGGUGCAAAGUAUGAACUUGUCCAUUAGAACGCCAGUUGAAGCCACACACCUCCAGGAAAGCAAGAGAAAAAAGAAAGAAAGUUGCUUGCAUCAUAAUCAUUCCGGCAAGCUUAGAUUCCAAUCGCUUUGUUAUCUAUUUUAAUGGUCUGGCACUGUUAGUGAUGGGUACAAAGCUCUUAAUAGUCCCUGAUGUGUUAUUAUAACAGCUUGCAUCUGUUAUAGUUGUGUCAGCCAAACAAAGACUGCUUCAAAACUUUUGGAUGUGCUGUACAACUUGGACAAGCCAUGUGCUUGCCAUCCCCACCAAGUGGCGUACUUAAGAGUGAUUUCAUUCCAUUGGCGUUGUAGUUACGUAGGCAUCUGCCGUGGUUGAAUUUGCAGCUGUUGUUAAGUGUAGGUGCAUGGUGUCUUUCUAAAGCCAUGCAUGAAAUGUGUGUAGAUGAGCAUUCCCUGUGUCUAGCUCUUGUUUACCUUGCUAUGGGUGCAGAGUUGUGGGGGGGGGGGGGGAGUCCUUUUUUGUCCCUUUGGUGCUUGCUUCUCAUUCCAAAAUAGCAUUGGUCCCUGUUCCUAGCCAAUAAGAGUUUAAACAUGUCAUUAAUGAAAGUGUGAGGAAGGAGCCAUCCCACUUGUCCUCUGUAGUCAGCUGAAGUUAGCAAGGCAGGUGAAGCUCUUUGAUUUGCUUUUUUUUUUAAAUGGAGAUUGUGACUACCCAGGUUGCCUAGCAUUCAGCCAAGCAGUCUGUUUGCUUGCCAGGAGUAUGGACUGUACUGAUCGGCUAAUGAUCAGCAGAUCUGUUGCCAGCUGUGGCUGCCCUCUGUCAGGAGAAAUGGAAGGCCAAAGUGUUCCGUUCAAGAGUUGAGGGUUCCUGAGAAACCCUUGCAACAAAAUCACAGCAGAGCUCUGCCUCGUGUGCAGCGAGCAGCUCUUCCGAGAGGGUAAAAGCGUCACUUAUCAACAGUAUGUAAGCCAGUUGCAAUUUUGCUUUAAACUCUUUUCAAAGAGGAACCCGCUUUGAACCACCUCUCUGCUUUGUGCAGUCUCCAUCAGGCCCUGCAGGGCAGCCAUGUUUGGAGGGGAGCCAAUCAGCCAGCCAAGUGUCAGCUGUCUUUCAGGAACCAAGAAAAUCGGAAUCCAUAGCCGCCGACUUUAGAUCUAGAUUUACGACUUCAGAGAGGUGGGGAGGAAGCAGCUUCUUCAGGUGUUUCAGCAAGUGCUCACAUGUAGACUUCCACAAUAAGCUGCCUUUUCAUCCCCAGCCCUUAAUCGUUAGCUUUCCGUGGGCCUUGCAGCUGUGACAGAUUGGCGCCCUUUCUGUCAGAUUUCAUCUUUUAGAUCUCCUUUGCGAAACAAGUGGGACCUAGUACAGUUCUGUAGUAUCUCUAUGGUGCACAGAAGUGAAUUUGUGCUCUAACUUUGGUCUGUGUUGGGGAAACCGAAAGUGUUUGCCAGCCGUGUUUAAUGGGAGAGAAAUGACAUUUUCUGGCCUAAGAAUUGUCUUCUCUUUCUUGUACAUGAACACCAAUAAAGAUUUGUGCAGUUUUGUGACUGGCCAGCUUUGCUGUUUUGUAACUGAAUGCUCUUUACUUAGAAGCUGUUGCAAACCUUUGUGCUGUCACUAUUCCCCUUUCUGAACACCCGCUCACGUGCUCAUUGCCUUGUCUUCCUUAAAGCAGAACAUUUCUCUCUUCUGCCCACCCCACCCCACAUUUUCUCCUGCUUCUUUUCAUGCAAUUCUCCCACCACAACACUAAGCAAGGAAUCUUAAUUCUUUCAUGUCUACCUCUCCCGUUUGGCUUCCUGUGACAAGCCUCUCUUUUUCUUUAUUACCUUUCAAGAUAACCAUCUUACAUACCCUUUAGGUGCAGCUACGGCUUCCUUGAUGACCUGCAUUGGCCAGUGCUAGAAGCCUUAGCCCACUGGGCAUUCCUGGUACACUCCUACCAUGAGAUGGGAAUUUGGGUGGCUUCUAAGAUUUUCUUCCCCACUCCCCCUUUAAAAAAAAAAAUCCUUUGCCUGGUCAAAGAGCAAAUUGAGAGAUGCCGCCGUCCAAUUUUUACUUUUUCAAAGUAGCCAAUUUUGCCUAUAUGUUCAUUAUCAUCAUCUUUUUUUUUUUUAAUUAAAGUUCAUUUUCACAAACUAACCCUCUCGUUUUUGUUUGUUUUUUUCCUUUCUCUUUUCUUCUCCGGUUUCCCUUCUCGUUAUGGUAGACUGAUCCUUGGUUAUCAUUGCAGAACUAUGGCGGCGGAAUGAGACCUCCACCCAACUCUCUAGGGCCCGGCAUGCCUGGGAUUAACAUGUAAGGCAACUGCCAUGCUGCUGGCUUUCCGUUGACGUUCUUACAAUUCUAGAUGUGGAAAUCAUUUUGGCUUCACGUUGUCACCCUGUACAUGCUGAAAGCUUGUUUUCUCUCAAACUCCAGGGGUCCAGGAGCUGGUAGACCAUGGCCCAAUCCCAACAGCGCUAAUUCAGUAAGUGUCCAUUUAUUUGAAUGCCUUUGUUCUUGUAAACUUGGCCCUCAUAAUUUAGUUUUCCUGUAGUACUUGAAUUCCUCUCAUUUGCCAUCUUCUGGCAUUCUACUGUCAGGGUGAGUGGGGACAACCAAACUAACUAGGCCCACACUGCAGCCACCAUUCCAGUCUCCUUUCAUGAGUUGGAGGGAGAAAGUCUGAAUCAAGGAGUCUCCUGUACACAUAGGUCCUGCUUUCCAAGCAUAAUGUGUUGCUGAGAAAUGGCUCGUUAGGCGAGCAUUCGCCUAACGAGUCAAUCAUUUCCUUUGUUUUCUAUUGGGAAAUCCCACUACGUUCCCUGAUAAAACAAGGCAACAGGAGAAACACCACAUUUUCCUACUAUAUAUCUACACCAGCAUGGUCUCUCCACCCCGUCACCCUCCCCCAGUUCUUCCUCCAUCUCUGAUAAGUGCUACUAGCCUACCCCUUUUCUGCCCGUUUUUGAACCAGUUCCACUCCCCUUGCCUGAAUCUAACCAGUGAGUUAGUUGGUCAACAAUGUCACUUCAUGAGCCCAUGAGGACAGCCAAGGGAAGGCACGUGGGACUGAGCUGAGGAGCUUCCUCCGCUGGUGCAGCCCCCACCUCUUUAUCCUCCUUUAUUCGCCCUCCUCUGGCACUGAGGCCUAGGCAAAGAGUGAAGCCUAUGAUGAAGCUGAGGCCAGCAUCGGCACCAAAUCCUCUUCUUCCUCCACCAGCUACUGCAGUGACGAAACUCACUCGCUCAGUCCUGGAGGAAGCCAAGCUCCUCCUCCUCCUUUUCUUCAUCCUUGGUGUCUCCCUCAUUGUCCCAGCUGCCAACCUGGCUGGCACUCUGUGGGCUUGGCUCUGACAUGUUCUUUGCCGCUCAGGGACAGCGACUUGGCCCCCAUCUCAACGACUGAGGAAGAGGCUUUGCUUGUGGGCUCAAAUACACAGUAGGAAAAUUUCAGGCUCACCGUUGAAAAUAAAGCUCCCGAUUAAGCAACACCAUUCUCACAAGUCCAGCUGUUCAGAUAUCUGAAUCAGCCGUUUGUAUACCAAAGUUUGGGCACAACUAAGCAAAUUUUUGCAUAACAAGUGUUCAGUUAGCGGGACCUGCGUGUGCCGGUAGAGACUCUUGCGUGUUUUCCAACCCCAGAAUAUCAGGCUUCUAAAAUGGUUGGGGAACUGCCACAAGUACAGGAAUCUCCCGGCUUCAGACAUUUGCCAUCCAAUGGUGGCCAGGGGACAGAUCUCGUGUGCUUGUUCCCACUGCCCUCCCUUGUGUGCAAUCUUUUAAGAGGGUUCCUGAAUCUCUGUUGAAAUGUGUUGAUUCCCCUUCCCAGUAUAGCUGUCAACGUUUCCCUUUUUUAAAGGGAAAUUCCCUUAUUCCGAAUAGGAUUCCUCACAAGAAAUGGGAAAAGUUGACAGCUAUGCCUUCCCAGUGGGAUGGUGGGAUGUGCUCCAGUGUCCCUCUGCUCCUAUCUUGGGUUCUCUGAACAUUUUAAAAAAACAAUAAGACUGAAAUGAUGUCAUCUGGGUUGUAUGUGUUGCAUCCAUCUCCUGAACACAGGUAACAGUUGUUGAGACAUCCAGGUAUAGGGCGGUAUAUAAAUUCAAUAAUAAUAAUAAAUUUAUUUGUAUGGACUCUUGGCCUACAGUCAUCACCUGUAGGAUUCAUUUCCCUGUACAGUUGGUAUAUUUCAUCAAGUAAUGCCUAUGCUCUGAUCUUCUUGCAGAUUCCAUACUCUUCUUCAUCGCCUGGUACAUACGUGGUAGGUUUAUAUUUCUUUAUGGGUCAUGACAUGCCGGUCCAGCAUACAAUUCAAUAUUUUGGUGUUUGCGUGCACACAAAUAGGAAUCCUAGCUCAGGAUACAAGUGCCUGCAGGGACUUGGUUCCGUACCUUGUGUAUUCGCUUCUGCAGUGAGGCCAAGAAUUCUAAAAAGUCCAAGCUGCAUGGUUUCUGAGGAAGCUCCUUUCUGUUCCUCAAGACAAUGUGAAUAAAGCAUGUUAAAAGCCGCCCCGCCCCCCCCAGUCUUGAACAUGCCUCAAAAGUAGGGAAAGAAAUCCCUUAGCGACCCCAGCUGUGCGAAUGGUGGUGGUGGUGCACUGGUGGUGUAACUGUGUUUAAGGGGUCUCGAGAACGCAUUUCGCACGGUGAUUACAAUUUGUGUGUCGGUGGAGAACUUUGAAUGCACACUCCUCUAGUUGUUCUGGAAUGAGAUCGUCCCAUUGGCACAUCCAAGAAGUACGUUGCAGCGUUCUGAGUUGCCCGUUUCUGUUUGCACCUUCUGCAGAUGUGAAGGUUAUAGAAAGAAUACCCCCUGUUAACUACCCUGGCAGAUAGACUUGGUAUGUGGUCCUUGCACAGAUGUGCCCCCCCGCUCCUCAGUAAAACCUUCAUUUUUCCCGAGGCUUAAACAAAGAAAUUGCACUUUGGCUACAAGAGUGCAUCAAAGGUUUUAGCGGGAGAUUAAUGCUUGGCUGAAUACCAAGGUGAGACAUUGUUGCUGACAGCAGCAGGAUCUGGCUGACCUAUUGCAGGCUGUGUUAUCACAGUGGUUCCUGAUGUGUAUUUAAUCUUGUCAACAGGGGCCCCCUGGUGGCGGAGGUCCUCCUGGAACACCUAUCAUGCCUAGCCCCGCAGGUAAGGGUGAAAGAAAGCAGCACUAAUUUCCCAUUUUUUAUUUUUUUAAAAAGAGAAUUGAGAGCCCGGUAAUGGUUGGGUUAGCUUAGCAGGUUUCCUUUGCUGCUGGAUUUUAUUUAAGGUCGCAACAGCAACAAUCUGCAUGCCACCGAUGCACUGUUUGGCUAUUGAUUGGGCGCAGCUGCUGUAAAGCAACCUGACUCUUUUCAAAGGGAGAGGUUUUGUCUUCUGUUCCUCUUUCCCUGCCCUUGCUGCCAGCCAUGUGCUGAUGGCUUUUAUUCUGCCAGGGCUUAAAACAUGAGGGAGCCCCGCAAGAGGCGUAUGAGAAAUGGGGUUAGUGGGAGAUUUGGCUGCACCAAAAGCCUUUCCUGAGGGGUGGAAGGCAGCACGCACCGUACUUUGGCCUUGAGCUCCCAGUAAGCCAUGUGAAAGAGGUCGCUGCGUCCCUUGAUGAAUUAUCCAUGUGAAAUUUGACACGUUGGGAGAGGUGCCGGUAAUUUUUUAAAAACCUAUUUUUAUGUUGGUAGAUAAGGAAAAAUCAUUUGUGGGAGGGGUGGAUUUGUAGAAGUUAACUAGGAACAUUCUCCAGAUAUCCAAAAGAAGUUUAAAGAGGGUUAUUGUUGUUGUUUUUAAGCCAGUCCCACCCACCUUUAAAAAAAACCCCAACUUCUUUAGGGCUGUUCUGUUCUUGGGUUGCCCAAUAUUAGCACCAGGAAGGCCUACACAAAUCUCUUUUUGUUGUCCAGGUCAGUGUUGUCGUGUUGCCAUAUUUCUACUGGGAGUGAAUUCCACUUUGUAAAACGGUGCUCACUCCCCAGGAGGCUGAGUAAAAUUCCCUCCCCCCUCCAUGUAUUUCCAUCGUAGUAAAGUGGGAGGGGAGGAAGAGAGAGUGUGUGUCAGUGUUGGGUCCGGUGAAUAUUCCUGAUAGGCCUGCAAGGGUGAUUUACUAUACAUUGCAUGUGUCGGUGGCAAGAAUAAAAGCAGGGGGAGUGGUGGCUCUGGGGAGGUAAGCCAUGCCGCGUGUAACUCUCGUGUACCACAGCUGCAGGGGUGGAGCUUCAGUGUAGUAUUACCACUGCCUUCCUGCUCUUGCAUUUAUAUGAGAACUCUGACCUACAUUUCAGACUAGGUCAUAAUAAAACAAUCCAUAUGUUAAUGUAGGCACCACUCCUCUCUCUCUCUCUCUCUCUCUCUCUCUCUCUCUCUCUCUCCUGUCACCAUUGCCUGCUUGUAAUUUGUGUAUUUUUGUUUGUAUUCUGCCCCUCAAUUAAACACUUGUCUUGUAGUGCUUUCAUUAUUAAGAAAAAUAUUGGGUUUUCUGUUUUUUUUUAAAAAAAAAAUAUAUUGUGACUAAAUGUCAUCCAUGUAUUUUGUUAUUUUUUUAAAGAUGAAAUAUGAUGUUGUAGUAAGAUAAUUGCAUCAGCUAAUUUUGAGGUGUUAUGCGACACAUGGCAGCAAAUUAUCUUUCUACACCUCUCCUGGCAAGAAAGCCCCAAUAUUCUCGGUUAGUAGCAGAAUUCUUUUCACAGUUGAAUUUCUGUGAUUAAAAACUUUGUGAAUCUUCAUUAAAUACAAAUUAGCCAGAAAAUGGUGGUACUUAGAGAGAAUUUUAGGUGAUAAAAUACAAAAGAAUGAGUUCAAGUGGCAUGAGUUUGUUUUAAUUAAGAAAUGAAUUAAUCACCCUGACUUAGUGGGUUUCACUGUUCUACAGAUUCGACAAAUUCAAGUGACAACAUCUACACAAUGAUUAAUCCCGUACCGCCUGGAGGCAGUCGGUCGAAUGUAAGUCUGCUUUCUAAUAAUUUACAUAUCAGAUACCAUAACAAAUCAUAAUUAACUUCAUCAGUUGAGGGUAAAGCAGUUUAAUUGAUUUCAGCCAUUUGUUACAAAACAGAAAUAAAACAAACCAUCAAAAAGUGAUUAACUCUUCAGCGACUUUGUUAAUUUUUUACGCUUAUUAAAACAGCGGCGUUCACGCAGCUCUGGUCAAGAUUGUCAUGCACAUUGCUGGUUAGCGGGGUUGCAUUUAAAGGAGACACAGCUGACACCCGGGCCUUUCUUCACCUUUUACUCAAGCUGAUCUCCAAGAGAUUCUGUUAAGAUUACCUGCCAGAUUUUUGUCUUCAGGACAAUGCCAGCCCAAUAUUUCAGAUAAGCAGCUCUUAUUGGGGAAGGGCAGCUCUUUCCUGAAUACUUCUAUGUUCAGACCUAGUUUUUCAGACUGAACUAGUCUAAACUCCAGUAGCUGGAUGAUUGCUUAAAGUGUGUCCUGUCCAUUUCUCAGAAAACGUUGUCCAAAGAGGAUGGAAUACAGAAUAGAGAGGAGGCAGAGGAGGAGCAAACACUUAAAUCUCAGGGUUUUAAUUCAUGGGAUGUUAGGAGAAGCAAACUGAUGGUUGCAAGAAUAAAAAACAACUGGGGUCUAAAUACAGGUGUUGUGGCUUAAUCCAUUAAAGCUAAAGAAAUCUGGUCCUAGCCAGUAUUUGGAUAGAAAACUGUCAAGGAAUCCAGCGUGUGCUUCCCUAUGUAACUUGAAUGAAAGGCAGGGGUACAAUUAGAUGACAUGGAGCCUAAAGAAAUCUUGACUGGCAACUGAAACAUUUUGGCAGAUGAGAUUUCAGAGGCCUGGAUUAGUCAUGUUAUUAGAACUUCCACCUCUUGCACUACUUCUGUCACUUAAGGGCAGGAUUCAGCAAAUGAGCCCCACCAGCAGAAGCCCAUGUAUGGACUUCCGCUAGCUUUCCUCCCUCUCCUCCUCCUGUGCCCACAAAACUGGCUCUGUUGGGAUCAGGAAAACACCCACAAGCACCUGCAGGGGGAAGAGAAGGCAGAGCAUUCAUUUCAUCACGCAAGCACAAAAAUUUGCUUAAUGCUCUGUUGAAUUCCUCCCUUGGUUUGCACAUGGCAAGUUGGAGAUGGCUUUUAUAUGGACCCUGCAUAUAGUAGUAGUUUGUGGUCGAAGGGUUCCAGACUGCCCACACAUGGUGCUGAAGUAGAGGGUGGUAGCAAAAUUUCUGUACAGAUGAAAAGUACUGUAGUUGUGGCAUGGCCGGGCGUAGGCCAUCCAACAGUAUCAGAUGCCCAGACAACCAUGUGUUAAGCUGGACAGCAGCUGCUCCAUUUGGCUGUCCACUUUGAUCCAAAAGAGAAGAGCAGAGUUCUCUGCAACUUCCUUGUCAGGACUGAGUCUGCCCACAGGAGUGGUACAAGAUGCAAUAGAUCAAUGGCUUCUUCGAAGAGACAGGGUGUGUAUCAAACCUCCUCAAUUUGGAAGACACAUACCCAGUGGGCGAUGGUGGGUUUUCAGUGCAAACUGUUGUUUCCUAAAGAACUUUUCAUUAUUUUGUGUUUUAAACAGAAUUCAGAAACCUCAGUUUGCAGAGCAUUGCUGCCAUUGGUGUUCUGAAGCAUCUAGCUACCAAUAGACAUACAAGCUAAUAUAUUGUAUGUUGGAUAUUUUAUAAUAUGAGUGAUGUGUGGUAACUGACAGCUCUUUCUUUCUUUCUUUCUUUCUCAGUUCCCCAUGGGACCUGGCUCAGAUGGCCCAAUGGGAGGCAUGGGUGGGAUGGAGCCGCAUCACAUGAAUGGCUCAUUAGGUAAGACUUCAGCAAUAUUCAGCGUUUUUGGACUAUCAUCUCACGGGACAUCCCAGAACCAGCAGUGAUAAAAUGAGUUCUAGUUGCACACUUUGUCAUUUUAACUGUAUAGGAUGUGCAAUCACAAACAUGUUUUAACAUUUUUCAUGUACUUGUUCCUGGCUGAAAACAUUGCUUUAUGUUAAUGUGGGAAUGCAGAAUUUUUGAUUGGGGGAUCAACACCAGGCAGUGGAAUAGUUGUUUAAGAUAUGUUAUAAUCUAUUUGGGUCCAGAAUUAGAGUACCCUUGGUACAGAACCCUGGGAGGACAUGCAGCGAACCACAAAUUGCUUUGAUUGUUGCUUUUUGCAGUGACCCUGGUGUAGGGUUAUUUCGGGUGUAUGGUUGAAAUUAAAAUAGCAGUCACCCAGCACUGCACUCUAGGGGGGAAAUGUUUGAAUCCGGGAUUAGUACAGGUAUCGGUCCUUGCAAGGACCCCUUGCAAAGGUGGUGGGGUGACCCUAGUCCUAGCUAGACUCCACACCUGGGGCCUUUGUCCUGUUACUCUGCAAAAUUCUGUAGCAGAUGCUUUCUGACCUCAGAGCUCCUAAGACUCUGCCUGUUGGCUGAUGUGUGCUUUCAGCAUUUGUUUUUGUGGUGCGGAUCCUGUUUGUUUCCAGAGCUUUGGGGACUUGCUCAGUGCCGGUAAUCUACAAAGCCCAGUCUUGUGAGGACUUGGCCAUUCCUGACACACUCAGGAUAGGAAAGUAGCCAGGGAGCAGGGACUGCUGGUCACAGGCUUUGCCAGGCUCCUGUUGAUGGAUAAAGGCGAAGCGGCAGCAUCAACCUAACCGUGGCACGAGUGUUUUAAUUAAAGCAGCAGAAAGACCCAUUAACCUCCUAUGUUUGCCUUAUACAUCUUGCUGAAGUAGAGGUGCUAUACUCCAUCUUGAUCAGUGUCACGAAGCUCGCGGGAGGGAGCCGAGGCCGUAGCAACUCGAUUAGGCCAUUACUCUAGUGCCGUGCAGGAAGGUGAGCCGGGGCUCUGCUCCCGGGAGUUCUGCAUGCAAAGGAAUGGCAGCUGAGGCAACCCCAGCAUGUCCCUUUCUGGAGGCAAAUGUUAAGAGGUUUGCAUUAGCCCAGCUGUGACCUGCAGCUCACUAAUGUACUGCCAGCUGCUUCCGGGAAGGCCAAGGCGGAGCUUUUUGCAGCCGCGUCUUAUUUCUGGAUGAUGGUUCAGGAACCGGACACUUUGGUGCGGAACGGGGGUGGGGGAGUGGGGAGAGCUGAUGGGGGGGGGGCCCUGAUCAAGAGCAAGGAAAUCAGCUAUCCCCCACUAACAGCCUACCGUUCUUUUCUUUCUUUUGUUCUUCUUUCACAAGGGUCAGGAGACAUAGAUGGACUUCCAAAAGUAAGUCUGCAUUCUUAGACUGGGCCGUGUUCUUUUGUUCUUGCUUUCAUGGACAAAAUAACAACUAUGUUGGGGGGUUAAUAUGGAACCCUGGGGGUAGGGCCAGGGAAGGAGUACUGAAGCUCUACCCUUCUUUUCUGCCCUCUGCUCACCAGUGCAAGGACAUUUUCUCCCUCUUCUCCCCCCCCCCCCCCCUUUUGCUCUUAGCCCUGUGAGGGAGUCAUCAAACACAAGUCAUUUUCUCAUAUAUAUUUAGCUAUCCGUGUGAUCUUUUUUCCAUUGUAGAACAAUAUGUUUUUGUUGCAGUUGCUAGUACGCAGCAUACUCAAAAAGGCACACACUCACUUCUUGCAUGUGUAUCUCUGUGUGGUCUGUUGUUUCUUUUUAAAACAAAAAAAAACCCUGCAGAAUUCUCCAAACAACAUAAGUGGCAUUAGCAAUCCUCCCGGCACUCCACGAGAUGAUGGUGAACUGGGAGGCAACUUCCUCCAUUCCUUCCAGAAUGACAAUGUGAGUCAUCCUUACACCAACUCUUCAUGCUAACUGGGGUUUGAAUCACAGAGCCUGUUAGGCUCUUUCAAGCUAUUUCUGGGAAGGAAUCAUUGAUAUGUGCAGAGAGGGGAGAGGGAGGGGGUGCUAUGUGAUCAUAAAAGGGUGGGGGAAGGGAACUAGACAUAGAGAAAUGGCAGCUUUGGAGCUGACAAAACUUGGGAAAGGUACACAGUACGGCAUAUUGAGAUGUGACAUACCUUUCAAAGACAAAAGGUAUAAAUGGUUCCAAACCGAGGCAAUUAAAAUAGAGAAAAGAAACCAUGGUUCGCUUGUCUUGCUAAGCCAUGAUUUGCUUAGCUUCACUGCUGUGCUUUGCUUGCAUCUCUGAACCACCCACUCCAGCCAACUAAUUAUGGUUUGCCCGUGGCCAACAAACCAGACUGUGAAACCAUGGCUUUAAGCUGGCUUAUGAAGCUAUGCCUACAAAACAAGAGGCAGGAGCAGUCAGAAAAUGAAGCCAACAUUGGACAGCACCAGCCAUGGUUACUUGACUCAUUUGUGAGGGUCAUCCUGGUUUGAUCAGCAAGCCAUGGGUUAUUAAGUUGGACCACCCAGCAAUGUAGUUACCACUUCGAAACAUGAUUACAGUCAGCAGGCAAGCAGCAAAUUAAUAUGUAUGGCUUCCAAGAACUGUAUAUGUGAGUGAGUGAGAUCACAUCUGGCAGUCUACAUGUCCAUUUCAUGCUGUUUCCAUAACAGUGAUUUCGGUGAAUGUGAAGCAUCUAAAUAGAAGGAUUCCCCCUGCUCACUAGAGGAAGGCCUCAUCCUGCCCUCCCCCUUGUUCUGGAGUGUCUUCUGGCGCUUUGGAGAAACUUUCCAGAGUGGGAGGGGGAGAGGAAGAAUCUGCAAUGGCUUCCCUCCUUUCCUCCUGUGAGGGGUCCUGUGGGGACAGAGUUCUACCCAUCAGUAGUCUCAGAUGAUGGUUAUUGCACCAGCCAUGUAUAUCUAUGUUUUGCAUAGUAGCAUAUGCCAAAGAUUGAGCCCUGCCCUGCCCUUCAGAAUUCCCAGUCAAAAUUUGAUGAGCAAAGGGGAAGGGCUAGGAAAGCUGCCUGCCUCCUUUAGUUGAAUACGUCCAUACAUGAGGUCCUAAUAAUAAUAAUAAUAAUAAUUUAUUAUUUAUACCCCGCCCAUCUGGCUGGGCUUCCCCGGCCACUCUGGGCGGCUUCCAAAAGAAUAUUAAAAUACUAUAAUACAUCAAACAUUAAAAGCUUCCCGAAACAGGGCUGCCUUCAGAUGUCUUCUAAAAGCCUGGUAGUUGUUGUUCUCUUUGACAUCUGGUGGGAGGGUGUUCCACAGGGAAGGCGCCACUACCGAGAAGGCCCUCUGCCUGGUUCCCUGUAACUUGGCUUCUCGCAGUGAGGGAACCGCCAGAAGGCCCUCAGUGCUGGACCUCAGUGUCCGGGUAGAACGAUGGGGGUGGAGACGCUCCUUCAGAUAUACUGGACCAAGGCCGUUUAGGGCUUUAAAGGUCAGCACCAACACUUUGAAUUGUGCUCGGAAACGUACUGGGAGCCAAUGUAGGUCUUUCAAGACCGGUGUUAUGUGGUCUCUGCGGCCGCUCCCAGUCACCAGUCUAGCUGCCGCGUUCUGGAUUAGUUGUAGUUUCCGGGUCACCUUCAAAGGUAGCCCCACGUAGAGCGCAUUGCAGUAAUCCAAGCGGGAGAUAACCAGAGCAUGCACCACUCUGGCGAGGCAGUCCGCAGGCAGAUAGGGUCUCAGCCUGCGUACCAGAUGGAGCUGGUAAACAGCUGCCCUGGACACAGAUUUGACCUGUGCCUCCAUGGACAGCUGUGAGUCCAAAAUGACUCCCAGGCUGCGCACCUGGUCCUUCAGGGGCACAGUUACCCCAUUCAGGACCAGGGAAUCCUCCACACCUGCCCGCCUCCUGUCCCCAAAAACAGUACUUCUGUCUUGUCAGGAUUCAACCUCAAUCUGUUAGCCGCCAUCCAACCUCCAACCGCCUCCAGGCACUCACACAGGACCUUCACUGCCUUCACUGGUUCUGAUUUGAAAGAGAGGUAGAGCUGGGUAUCAUCUGCAUACUGAUGAACACCCAGCCCAAAUCCCCUGAUGAUCUCUCCCAGCGGCUUCAUGUAGAUGUUGAAAAGCAUGGGGGAGAGGACAGAACCCUGAGGCACCCCACAAGUGAGGGCCCAGGGGUCUGAACACUCAUCCCCACCACCACUUUCUGAACACGGCCCAGGAGGAAGGAGCGGAACCACUGUAUAACAGUGCCCCCAGCUCCCAGCCCCUCAAGACGGUCCAGAAGGAUGUUAUGGUCGAUGGUAUCAAACGCCGCUGAGAGAUCCAGCAGAACUAGGAAACAGCUCUCACCUUUGUCCCUAGCCCGCCGGAGAUCAUCAACCAGUGCGACCAAGGCAGUUUCAGUCCCAUGAUGAGGCCUGAAUCCCGACUGGAAGGGAUCCAAAUGGUCCGCUUCUUCCAGGCGUGCCUGGAGUUGUUCAGCAACCACUCGCUCAAUCACCUUGCCCAAGAAUGGAAGAUUUGAGACUGGGCGAUAGUUGGCUAUCGUGGCCGCAUCUAAAGAUGGUUUUUUAAGAAGCGGUUUAAUAACCGCCUCUUUCAGCGGGUCUGGGAAGGCCCCUCACGGAGGGAAGCAUUCACCACCCCACGAAGCCCAUCGCCCAGUCCUUCCCGGCUAGCUUUUAUAAGCCAGGAUGGGCAAGGAUCAAGGAGGCAAGUGGUUGGUUUCACUCGUCCAAGCAGCCUGUCCACAUCCUCGGGGGUAACAGAUUGGAAUUGAUCCCACACAACUUGACUAGACAGGACUCUAGCACUCUCCCGCCCCGGCCCUGCUCCCACGGUGGAGUCUACCUCUUCUCGAAUCUGAGCGACUUUAUCUGCAAAAACUUUGCAAAGUCAUUGCAGGAGAUCAUGUGGCCGCUACUGGGCCCUGAUGGAGCAGGUGGUUCCGCUAAAUUGCGAACCACCUGAAAGAGUCUCCUGCUGCUGUUUUCCGCAGAUGCAAUAGAGGCGGUGAAGAAAGUCUUCUUCGCCGUCGCUAUCGCCACUUGGUAGGCUCGACAUUGAGCUCUAACCCGUGUCCGGUCAGAUUCAGAAUGGGUUAUCCGCCACCGGCGCUCUAGCCGUCUCAACGAUUGUUUCAUUGCCCUCAGAUCCGUGGAAAACCACGGGGCUGUCCGGACUCCAUGCAAUCGGAGAGGGCGCUUUGGAGCCAAACAGUCAAUAGCCCUGGUUAACUCCACAUUCCAGCGGGCCACCAGGGAAUCAGCUGAAAGGCCAUCAACAUGGGAUAAAACAUCCCCUACCACUCUCUGGAAACCAUUUGGAUCCAUUAAGUGGCGGGGGCGGACCAUCUGAAUCGGUCCCGCCUCCCUGCAGAGGGGAAGGGUCACGGAGAAGUCCAGUUGCACCAGGAAGUGAUCUGACCAUGGCACUUCUUUGGUUUCGCUUUUACUUAAUGUCAGAUCACCAACAUCCAUAGAGGUGAACACCAGGUCUAAGGCAUGCCCGUGGCUAUGAGUUGGGCCAGACUUAUUCAGGGACAGCCCCAUGGAGGCCAUGCUUUCCACGAAGUCCCGAGCGGCCCCUUGUAAGGUCGUGUCGGCAUGGAUGUUAAAGUCCCCUAGGACAACCAAACUAGGUGUCUCCAGGAGGACAUCCGCCACGACCUGAAGCAGCUCGGGCAGGGAAUCCUUGGUGCAGCGGGGAGGUCGGUACACCAAUAGGAAUCCUGUACUGCCCCUAUUGCCCAACUUCCAGAACAUGCACUCAGAGAACUGGGUCUUUCCAAUAGGACGCCUGGUGCAAACUAAUGACUUCCUAAAAAUCACUGCAACCCCCCCUCCCCGCCCACAAGGCCUGGGUUGCUGUGCGUAAGAGAAACCUGGUGGACAAGCAGCGGCAAGGACGGGCCCAUCUGCUUCAUCCAACCAGGUCUCUGUCACACAUGCCAGGUCAAAUCCUCCAUCCACAAUCAGGUCGUGGAUGGCAGAGGUUUUAUUCAUCAUUGACCUGGCAUUGCACAGCAACACUUUCAGGUCAUGUGGGUUUCCCUUGUUGAUUCCAGUAUCCUUCCGGUCAGGACCAGACCUGGAGGCAGGGAUAGUCCUCAAACAACGACUAAGCCUGCUUCCUCGGUAAUGACAUGGUCUGGUCUUAGCGUAACUCCUCCUCCUACCCGUGAUCACUGAGAUCGGUUGUCCGAGUGCAUCCCCCCCUGUGGAACCUGCCCCAGCCAUUUUGUUUGCUGGGACCCACUCCCAGGCAGCCCUGACCCCUCCCCUUAAAAUCAAAUUAAAACCUAUACAAAAAACAAACUAACAGAACAAUAAAACUAUAAAAACAAAAAACAAAGUUACAAACACAACAUAAUUAAAUUAAACAAAUUCCCACACCCAACUAAACACUCACCCCACCCCACACACCCGAGGCCUCCCUGGAGCCCCAUAAGCUGCGGAGGCGAGUAUGGGGCCCGCCCCCAUGCCCAAGGUGGAAAAUGGGCUUCAAGGGGGAGCGGUCCUCCCCAAGACUCAUAGGCAGAGCGGCAGCAGCAGUGUUUCCCUCCAGAUGAGUUAGUUCUACCAGUGGUACUUCAUUACAUGCAGUGGUGCCUUGAAAUGAAACACAGUAUGUUUCCUAUAAAAGACUGUAAACUGGCGCUGUAUUUAUCAUUAUAUACAUUUGGAAUUUUUUUUUAAAUUGUGUUCUGCCACAUACUGUUUAGGCUUUUUUUAUUAUUAUUAAACUCUCCUUUACCCCCCAGUUUGGCAAACUGUGGUUUGGGGAAAUGGGAGUGAUUACGUCCUGAUAAAUUAAUCUUUAGCACAUUCUAGCCCUCCUGAUUUAUUGAAGCCAAUUACGUUGCUUUAUAGUUUUCAUAAGCCCACAUCUCUUUCAUAUCUCAUUUCCUCAGCUUCCGCAACAUUUAGCAUUUUGGUCUUGUUCUUGCCUCACUCUAACGCUGUGAUUUCUCUCUUUCUCCGCCCCCUCCCCAUUUCCCUCCCAACCGCCCAGUAUUCUCCCAGCAUGACGAUGAGUGUGUGAUUUCCCUCCUCCCUCACCCCGCAUCCUCUUCUCCAGGAUAAAGAAAAAGUCGGCUGCCAUUUGGAGGAUCUCAAGAAAUUAUGCAAGAAGAGAAUCUAGGUGUGUUUGGCAGGGAGACAUGCAGAGAGCCGGGGGGAGACCCACCCCUGAUUUUUAGUUUCAUGCAAUAAAAAGGCUGAACUUUUUAUUCCAUAAAACAAUGAAGGACAAAUCUUUAAAAUAUUUCAAGACAUGACCAGAUCCUUCUGCAGAAGAAGGGUUUAUUCUAUGUACAUGACACUUUUUUGUUGAAUUUUUUUUUUUUUGGAAACAAAACAAAAGCCUCUAGCACCCGAUUUCCAACCUCCUUUGCUUGAUUAUUCUUUUAAACCUGUUGUAUGUUUGUGCUGUGCUACGCAAGGAAGCUAGUCUAGAUAUGAAAUCUCAUGUUGUCUCUGUAGCCAUUUUAAAAUAAUUAAUAAAACUGGAGAGUUUGUUUUUUUUUAUAUAUAAAUUGGUGGGUUUUGUUCGGAAGACCACUUCCUCCCUCUCCCCCCCCCCCAACUUCUUUUUGUUUUGGUUGGUUUUUGUUCCCCCCCACAUUUGAUGUUUUGCAGCACAAAACAUUCUCCAGCAAGGAAGAUCCAAGUGGAACAGAUUUCUUCUGCCUCAUUCUCAGUUGCAUAAUGCAGCUUGGCCCCCUUGUAGGAUCACAUCCUCCAAAACUUUUAAUUGUGAUCUUGGUAUCUGUGACUGUGGCAUGCACUGUAUUAGCCCCCUCCCUCCCUUGUCCUUCUCCCCAAAUUACAAAGAAAUGUUAUUAACUCCCCUUUUGCAAAACUUUUGAAGUGUCAAAAAUUCCGGGGGUGGGUGGGUAGGUGGGGUUAGGGUACGUGGUAUUUUAUUUUUUAUGUUGGGGAGGUGUUGGUCCACCAGAAUUGAAAGGGAAAGGGGUUAAAAACUUGACCUGGGACACGAAAACUGUGAGCGCAAACUUCUUAACAUUUGUUUUUUGUUUUAAUGAAAUGAUGUGAUCUUAUUAGGGUUUCACUGUAUAUGCUCUGAAACUGGAUGGAGAUAUUUUUAAGUAAUUAUUGUUGUUAAAAUGUAUACUUGCUAUUCUGUAGGCUCUCUCUCUCUCUCUUACUCUGUAAUUAAAAGCAAAAUUAAAAAAAAAAAAAACCCUUACCUUCUCAUGGUAGAGGUGACUACAGAAAAGCAUACAAUGUAUAGUGAAACUCGCAAGUCUUGGGAUCUCUGUACAUUACACUCCCUUGUAGCUGGUCUUUGUUUUAUAUAAAAAGAAGAAAAAACUUCACUUCUGAUCUAUGUAUUUCAUAUUAUGUAAAAUAUUAUCUUCCCCUGGAUUUACCUACCUUUGUGCGGAUUCUUGAGAACAUUGUAUCUUGUUUCAGUGUUUUUUCUUACCUUGUAGUCUGGUUCUAAAAUUAAGCGAGGGAAAAGAAAAGUAAUUAUUAUACAUUGUAGUUUGUGUACGAUAUUUGUUGAUAAUGUUUUAUUAAAGGGAUGUCUUUUUUCCGCACCCCUUAACGAAAUGUUUUUUUUUUGUUUGGUUUUUUUGGGGGGAAACAUUGGCUUUUUAUUAUUCUGACUGAAAACAAAAACUAUGUGAAUUGACAAACUUUUUUAGUAGUACAAUGACUUUUUUUAAUGUUUGCCUUCUUCUUAGGCAUUUUAAUUGUGUUUUCUCUGUAGAAAUAUGAUGGGGGGGUGGGGUUGACAAAUGGUUGGUCUCUCAGUCAAGAAAAUAUUUAAAAGCGGGGUGGCGGGGGGGAUAAACCGGCAAACCAAUUUGUCCCAUUGCUAUUGCAGCACCCUUUCUAUUUUUUUUAAAGGAUAACUGACAGGUUUCAUUGUAUUAAAGUGAUAGCUAAAUUAUUGUCUUCAUUGGUUCGGGGUGGUUUUUAAAAGAUGAAUCAAGACCCUCUCCUCUCCCUUGCCCCCCAUGCUGUAAUAAAUAUAAACAUUUGAUUUCA